AAUAUAGGGGACUUGACGCUUACAGGGUGAGGGGGGAGGAGACGAAGAAGGCAGGGACAAAAGAAGAAAGCAAGGAUAGUGAGGAGAGAAAAAAGAAAGGGAGGGAGGGAGGGGAGCAGAUAUCAUCAGAGUGCGCAGGCUCUGUGUGUGCCGUGCUGCUGUCUAUUGAUUGGAAAACAACGGGCUUUGGGAGGACGCAUCAGGGAGGCUGUGAGCUAACUGGUGAGGGAAGGGAUACACAACCAAAGCUCGGACCACCCGGCCAUUUUUACCUCCCUUGUCUUUUCUUUAUCCCCUUCAUAUCAGGGAUGAAUGUCCUGCUCAUCACUGCGUUUCUCAUCUGAGGAAACAGAUUCUUUGUGUUUGAGAAGAUCCUGAACAAAGGUGCCUCAAAUCUACUGCAGGUAAUCUGUUUUCUCUCUUAACCAUCCUGCUGCUUCCUCUCUUCCAGAUCCUCCCUGUGUAUCUGUACAUUAUCCUCCUCCAUCCUUGCUUUGUAACCAUGGUUUCCUCCUUCUACCACUCCUCACUGCUCAUCUUCCUCCCCCACUCUCCCCUUUUCUCUCUGUAAUGAGAUGAUUGUGUGGACCUACUUGAUUUCCAUCCCUGACACUGCCACCUUGAAAAUAAUCAAACUGCUGUCCAUUUUAAAAACUGCUUUUUACAUUUAAAUGUCAUCAAUUCCUCAAAGUAGGAGAAGAAAUGCCUCAAAAAUCAGCACUCAUUGGUGCUGUGGUUGUGUCUGUCCCUCCCACUGUAAAACAGGGUGUCUCCAUUGCAUUAAAUGACCUCUGAAGCGCUCCUCUGAUUGGCUCUUUUUAUACCUGCAAGCUUCAAAGUAGAGGUGUCCCGAUACAGCUUUUUUAACUUCUGAUACGAUACCGAUAUUGUAGCUGUCAGUACUGGCAUUUUAAUUACCAUAGAUUGCUUAAUUUUAAACUGAUUUCCGUUCAACAUUUCUGACCACACCACACCACACAUCAGCUAAUGUGUUAGCCUGCUACAUUUGAGGCAAUGUACUUUAUGCUUCUAACGUUGGCUAACCAUAAGCUUGCUCACCUACAUAUGGAUUCCUGAAGGCAGCUAGAUUGAGGUGUCUACAGCCUGGAAUGGAUUGCUUGUAUCAGAGUGCUGAUAUUGAAAAUUUUAGAUACAGGCUGAUAAAAUUCAAUAUUCUUUAUUAUGCUGAUAUCGGACGAAUAUCAAUAUCUGAUUGGGACAUCCCUACUUCAAAGCACAUGACAGCACCAGUACUUACUGUGUGAAGGUCUCAAACAGCUGACACAGAUCCUAAACAAAUAGCAUGCAGACGCUGAGUACACCGUCUACAUCGAUACUCUCUUCCUGGACGCUUUUUAUAUGAGGACAUAUUCCAGUGUUUUCCAGGCAGUAUCAGAGAAGCUCCAACUGAGGUGGUGUUACAGGAAAUAAUAUUUUGUGAUUUCUUAUCCUGACAAAUUUUAAGCAUGAGUUCAUUGGCAAAGAGUCCCUAGGGCAAGGUUAGAUUCUUCUGCUCAUGUCCCUUCUUAAACAGGGCAUAUUACAUUAAUCAGACCUUCUGAUAGAUGCUGUCUCACUGUCAUAUAAAGAGGGAUAUUUAUUUCUCUGCUGCUCAGAUUAAGUCAAUUCUGAUCCUUUAUUUCUGCAGUGGAAUUAGAAACAAGACGCACUUAUAAUACAGAAAACAUCAGCGCAGGGUGGACAGCACUAACAGGGGAGCAGAAAAACGUCCUGUAAAAACACAACAUCCGGCAGCUGAAAGAGCAGCACUUUGCUGAGUGCUGGUAAGACCAGCAAGGGGGAGAAGGGUUGCUUCAGCCUCACUCACUCACUCCAGGCCAAGCCCUGCUGCACACAGGAUGAAAUCCAGCCCUCACUUCUGUAAUUACACUGCGUCAGACAACCUGACCACAGACCAACUUUUCUUAAAGUCUGAGUGCAGCAUUAAAUCCGACACGGAGCAAUGCUGUAUCUUCCUGUAGAUUUACAUUCUCUUAUGUCUGCUCAUUUAUAAGUUAACGUUUCAUUUCAGCAUACAAAUUAUUACAGUCCAUGUAAAGCCCUUUAAAUUUAAUCUUCUGGUUUCUUUCAGUGUAAGUCAUUGUCCUUUUUGAUCAUUCAGUUAUUGUCAUUAUCAUCAUUAUCAUUCAAAAUACACCAGUAUGGAUGAUAACAGUCCUAACAAAAGAGGAAAUGUUGAUAUUGUGCCAUACAUAACCAUAUAAUUACACCAUGAGUUCAUUUAAGUCCUAGAUGAACUCAUGGUAGACAAAGGAGAAGCAGCAGCUGCUAGUGAGCUAGCAGCAGCUGCUCUUUUAGUAAUGACAAAAAGUUUCAGCUAUGUUCUCUUCCCAAAGACAAAGUCACCAGGAACAGUGAGAAAUUUUCAAGUUCCAGGGACAACACACACAAGGGUAUGGGGGACCAAAAAUGGCAUAAUUAAAAAUGAUUAAAUGGAUUAAUAAAUAAAUCCAGAAAUAAAUAUGUUAAUAAAUAAAUAAAUGCAGAAGUGAAUACAACAAUAAAUAAAUAAAUGCUUGUAUUUUAAGUUGCUUACUUGCGCUGUUGGCCAAUGGAGACCAACGUCCGCGCAUGGCGGCCAUUUUGCUACGGGACACUUGCCCACUCAUAACAUCACAGUCUACGGUGCAUGUAGCAUUUAAAUAACCAUAGAUUGCUUAAUUUUAAACUGAUUUCCGUUCAACAUUUCUGACCACACCACACCACACAUCAGCUAACAUGUUGGCCUGCUACAUUUCAGGCAAUGUACUUUAUGCUUCUAAUGUUGGCUAACCAUUAGCUUGCUCACCUACCAAUCAAUUCCUGGAGGCAGAAGCUGGUACACAACAAUGCUUCACAAACUUACAUCUUCACAACAAAAUGAGGGUCUUUCUAAUAAUAGCAAGUCAUCUAUAUGGUAAAGCAAUAGCGGGAAUGUAACAAACCUUGCUUUGUACGUCUCCUCGCUUCCUUCUACCCAAUGUGUUGGGUUGUCCAACAUAACAGUGUUUAUGUUCCCACUAUGAAUAACCUUUUGAAUUGGGUACUCAGAAUACCCGAAUCCAUGAAAAUAACCCAAAUAAAUUGACCGACAGGCCCAACCUAGUAGUAGGGUUGAAAAAACAACCCAGCAUUAUUUUGUGUGUAUAUUCAUGUUUUUCUGCAUUAAGUUAUGUAUCAUUGCAUUUCCACAUUAAUUUAUGUAUACUUUUAUCUAUUUAUGUAUUUCCACAUUUCCACAUUUAUUUAUUUACACAUCCCUGUGGCCAUUUUGUCAGUGGAAACGUAUACAUGUAAAUUAAGUGGGCGGUCCUUACUCCACUCCGAAGCAGGAUUAAUUACAUAGAUGUGAUCGGCCCUAGGCCUACAACUGCUGCUUUGACUUGACUACAAUGCCUUGCGUGAAUUAUGGGCGUUUUCUGGUGCCUUCUGUAAAUGGACAGGGAGCUGGCAUUUUCCACAGUAUUUGUAAGCUAACCGUGGUUAUUAGAGCAAUUCAGGCUGAAAACAAUUUAAGAACAUUAUCUGUCAUCAUAAACAGGACAAUGUUAUCAUUCACCCCUCUCUAUCGAGGGGUUGGAGGACGAUAUAAAGAAAUGGCUUCAAGUAAUGUAUGCUAGCAUUUAGCUGGUAUGUUAGCACCAUUGCUGUAGACAGGGAGGCUGGGUUAAUCAGUUCUUACAUAGUUACAAGGUCAGUUGCAUUUUGUUAACAGAGGUUGGACACUAUCUUAUAAACUUAAAAGCAGAUGUAGAGCCGAGUCAGAGCCUCAAUGUCCCACAUCCCCACAUCACUGUGCCUGGUUUUGAGUGUCAGCUCCAGGGAUAUGCACAGCUUCUCAUGUAUGGCAGGACCAGGACAAUUCUGUGGAUUAGCAUGUUUUCAACAAAUUAAUCACAGUGGCCGUUUUUUUUUCGUUCUCUCUUUUUUCUCAGUCCUCCUUUUUUAUUGUUAUUUUUAUUGUUAUAAUGAUAAUAAAAAUAAUAAUAAUAAUAAUAAUAAUAAUAAUAAUAAUAAUAAUAAUAAUUAUUAUUAUUAUUAUUAUUAUUAUUAUUAUUAUCAUUAUUACUUUUUUACAUCUCUUAUUUAGCUGCAUAUAUAGAUUAGAAAGUGUGUGUAUGUGGAGGAGGUGUCUUUGGAUUGUUUCCCUUUUCUUUUUACACACAGCACUUUGCGUUUCAUUAGCGUUGUAAGAAAAGUGCUUCAUUAAUUGAGUCUGAUUCCAAGCAAACACUGUCAGAAGGCAGAUGAUAGAAAUAUGAACAAGGGUCACAGGAGCACUCCCUCUUUGUUUUGGGUGCCUCUUAACCCAUACAUUCUACUUUCUCUGGUUGUCAGUACAACCACAGAUGACUCAACACAUACCAGAACUACAUAACGACAUAAUAAUACAAAAUAUACAAUAUAUAUAUAUAUAUAUAUUUAAAUUAUGUCAUUUUUUUGUCUAUCAUACAAUGUAGCUUUAUGUGCUCUUCUCUCCAUUGAGAUCUUUAUCAGUGUGCCAUAGAAACCUGGUGACUUGACUUGCACAGACAUUGCACUGCCAACCAGUGUUUAGGCUGAAAACUGCAGCACAACACACCCCAUUCAACACAAGGAUAUGAUUCUCAUCCGUCAGCAACAACUGCAUAGUUUUCAAUGCACUCAUCAAUAUUUUACACUGAAAAAAAAUCAAUGUUUUUUUAGGAGCCUCUCACAGUCACAGGCCCCUGUACUUGCCCUAAUUUUCCUCUUUUGCAGAACCUCUGUAUGUGUACCAGUACUCUCCUCUUUUCUAUGUUGAUGGGCUUCAGAGCCUGACCAAUUAGUACAUGCUAAAUGUGUGUAUAUUUCUGUCAAAUCGGACCUUGAUUUAUCGGAUGAACAUCCGAUCAUGUUGUCCUGAUUGGGAUGUAAAUUAGAGAACGAGGCAUAAACUCAGAGGGGAAAAUGUAUACUGAGGGAAUGAAUCAAAUGAGUCAGAACAUUUUCUCGGUGAGUUUUUUAUCUCUCUAAUAAAAUGUUGUUUUUUAAAGUGGCCCCUUUCUAGUUAUGACUUAAAAUAAUGCACUUCUAAGCUGACUUUACCCUUCAGACCGGAGGCUAUAUCCAGCGUAAGUAAAUAGUCCAAAAUCAAAAGUUUUCUGUGAACAUCUUUGCAGAAAGAAACUCCUCUCAUGAUGGUUUAACUCUAAAGGUCCUUACACACCAGCGAAUUUGUAGAGUGAAGCGAAAAAGCGAGACAAAAAUGUGAAAAUAUUUGCCGGUCCGAAAAAUCGCUUUUGCCUAUACAAACCGGGCGCGAAGCGAAUAUGCGUAUAAAUUUUGCAAAGCGAAGUUAUACCCCACGAAAUUCCGUCAGUGUUUUAGAAUGUCCCUCAGGCAAUUUAACGACCUCCUCCAGCAGCUGACGCCAUGGCUGGAGAAGCAGACAACUAACUAUAGAGAGCCAAUUGGUCCAGAGGAGUGGCUAGCCAAAUGUCUGAGGUAAGAUUAAAAUAAUAGGCAAUAUUCUAUAUGAAUGAGACAAAGUCCCGUUUUCUUGAAAGCUCCGGGCCCCCAGCCCCGUUAUAAUGUUUAUAAGCACAUAAUAGCUCAUCUAUAGAUCACUCGUCUCCAAGAGGAGCUGGAUGGGUUUGCCGUAGCGUGCUUGAUAAAUGAAUAUCAUCAACAACAUGACUUUUGAUUGGCCAGAGGGCUAGCAGGUCCAGAUAUUCGCCUGCGAAUCUCCGAAAAAUUUGACACAAGAGCGAAAAAAUAAAAGACGCUUUUCGCCCCGCGGAAAUAUCGCAGCCGGUGUGGAAGCUUGCAUUGAUUUUAUGCUGUUUUAAAAAAAGGCAAAUAAUUUGCCUGGCGAAUUCGCGCCUGGUGUGUAAGGACCUUAAGAAGGCAGAUUUUCUGCACAAACUGUCCCAAAUGUUAAUUGUCCUCAGGAAACUCCACACUGUCGUCCCUUUCUAAAACACAUUUCUACUGCCAAAUGAUAAAAUACACAUGCAUGCUUAUAUACUCUUUUGGCUGUUUUUUUCAAGUGCUCCCCUAAAAUCUUUACUAAACACAAAUGACUAUUACAGUUGUGUCUUUGUGCAGAAAAUUAGAAAAAGAUUAUUGAGGAAAGCUAAUACACAGUGUUUGCAUUGUGGCUGGGAGAUGAGUCCAUCUGUCUGAAUCUUCACAAUAAUUAAACGACAGUAUUAUUAUUACUAUACUAUAUACAAAUGUUUUUACAAUUUCUCAUCCUAGAAUAUUGAAAAUCUCUUUACUUCAAUCCUGGUAGACUCAUGUAAUUAACUACCAAAAAAGAAACUGGUUUAAGUCCCUCAGGGACCUGGUCCCCUUCUGGCACAUCUACCUCCAUCUCGCUUUGUCUAGACACUAUGGAGUCUCUCCAUAUGAGGUGAGACAGGAGUGAUUUAGAAAACGCCAAGUAAAUCCUUCUGGGAAUUCAUUAAGUGAAACAGACGGGCCAUGGACUUUGGUGGUUGGGGUUGUAGCGAUUUGAAUUUAGAAUAAAUGUCCAAAAUUAAUAAAAUUAAAUUAUGACAUUUAUGCACUCGUUGAAGGGGCACCACCCACCUUUCUGGUGGGAAAAAAAAGACGAAACAAAGUUCAAUUGAGUAAUCAAACAUUGAAUCAGUCUUAAACAGAUUUAAAUCAAUCUCUCAUCUGAGGCCAGAAUUCUCCAUUCAGGGACUCUACUUUCUGGAAGGACCACUAAGAGACGACAACUUAAAAUUAAAUGGACAAUUUAUUAACAAGCUAUAUGAUAACAAAACUUCAAUAAAUGAUGAUCAAAUAAUGAGAAAAUCAAAGAACAUCUAAUGAAUAAAUAAAGGAAUGGUUUGAACCGAACCUAUGACUGGAGGUUAAUGAUAGUGAGUGAAUAAGAGAAAAUUUAACCUACGUUAACAGAGUUACGAGGGUAAAUUUUAAAGAGGAAUUUUGGAGAACUAAACUAUAACUAGGAAAAUAAGCUACUGAACGCUUGACGGCAUCACCCAGUUGAUACAGCAGUUUCGAGGAGUUUGCCUACUUUGGAUGUCGGUUCUCAGCGGCACUCUUGGAGUGGAUCAGCUGAAGUUCUGUGGCUACCGGACCGGAUGCUGAAGGUUCGGCGGGGAGUUCUCCGCCGUGAAUGGUCUCAGGCUUCAGGACCAUGUCAGCGCCGUUAGAUACUUCAGUUCUCUUGGCCUCUCGGAACCAGGUGGCAAACGCAGCUCGGCAGAUGAUGCUGGUCGGUCCUCCGGGCACUCAGGAUUAGCUUUAUUGCAAAUUAAUUUGCGCCAAUAACUUAAGAAAAUAAUUUGGCUGGCCAGCCGAUAUUAUCUUCAGGAGUCACUUUAGCGAACUUAAAAUAAAAUAAAAGGCUUAGACUGAGGUUCUCUAUGCGCGCAGCUAAUUACUGAUGCUUUAAAGAAACUUGGGCAUGGUUUCAUCCAAGUUUCUGGAAAAGUCUGAUCUUAAGGCAAAUAAUAAAAACGUGGAGAAUAAUUACAAGACGAUGAACGGAGACAAAAGAACAAGACAAGAAAGAACUCAAGAACGAAGAAGAACGAAGAAGCAAAGAAGCCAAGGGCGACAAAAGCUCAAUUCUUUUAAGCAGUUCACGUGGGGCAUAAACCAAAAGGGGGGGGGGGACACUUAUGCAAUCGUUGUUCCCCAUGCGGCCCGUUGACUGGCAGCGAAUUAAUUUAACUUGAUAUUAAAAGCGAGCUAGAUCUAAUUUACUCACUCACUAUGAUUAAAACCGUUUAUAACAUCACAUACGAUCACGUUUCACUUCAUUGUUUCUUAUGAGCAGAUGCAUUAAAACAUAACAUUUAACAAAAAGUAAACUUUGAUCAGCCGUUUUCUUGAUAAUAACAGAGGAUUAACGACUUUUUCAAAGUUAGAGAGGGACAGAAAACCAGAUUAUCUAUUCGACCAGAAACACCAUCCAGCAUAAGAAACACAUACGUGAUGAUACUUUAUAACAAUAUAACCUUGUCAAUCGAUACUUCAUAAAUGAUUAACAUAUAUACUCGGGUGAGGUAGAUAAAAACAUAGUAUUUAUACAUUCAAAAACUCUUAACUUGAGAAUAAAAGAGUUUCUCGUUACUACUUCUAAAAUUGCUAAACUAUCUUGGGAAUACUAUUUACUAAGCUACGAAGUAUAUAAAAAAAGAAGAAAUGCACAUAAUUAAAUUCACUGAAUACACAUUUGGUUCUGACCAAACCAUAUUCAGACAACACCACUAGGAGGAGCUCUUGGUCCAUGGAAAACCUGGAAUAAAUUUGUGAAGUUAACAGUUUGGCUUGUAGACAUGCUAGACAAAUGGGAAAAAGACUGUUUCAUUGAUGAUGUGGUGUACAGAUAGAAAAUCCUGGUGAAGUAUCCAUUAAACCUGAAGUUAAACUAUUUUCAGUCAUUCUCUUCCUCCUGCACCUUAGAGAGAGUCACAGAAAAACACAGUCAUUCAAAGAAUUCAUGGUAGGGGUCUGUUCCAGGGAUUGGCGCCAAAAUGCAGCCUUGGAGAGUGUUCUCGUGCUCUUUUUGGGGUCACUCCUUAAACUGAGGUGUCAACUAUGAGCUUUUCCAGCCAAGGUGAGAGGCCCAAUGUUUAUUCGGUCUGGGGGUCCUGUGGUUGAUAUGCAACUCGUCUCUUUGAAGCGUGAAGAUUCACUAUCAACCUUUUGGGAAGAGGCCCCCCUUUGGUUCUGUCCUGGAUCGUAAACGGCCACAAGUUAAGUGUGAAACGUUACCCCCAUUUCUUCUCCUAAUCAGGGAAGCCUGCAUUCCUUUGAGUGGGUGAAUUAAAGAUGGACAAAGCAGAAAGCAGUCGUCUUGUUACAGGGUGUUUGGGGCACGACCCAACCUCUGGAGUUGGAAUUAAGUUGAUGUGGAAAUGCCAAAAACUGCAGUCCCACGAGUGCUGAUUCCAUAGCUGUAAUAAACAUAUUUACUGCCUGUUUGAAAAAUGGUUUGAGUACCAGUGGCUUAUGUCCUGAUCUACCUUCCCUGAUUUGGGAAUUUUUUUUCCAUUUGUAAGAGUACUGCACUAUUUCCAUGAGUUGGGACACAUAGAAAAGACAACAUGUCAAAUAUUGAAACUGAAAUGUUAUCAUGUUUUAUUCAAACUUUAUAUACAGUAUAUUUAAUUUGAUGCAAGCAAAAGUAAAAGUAGUAGUACCAGGCUCAUGUUUCUCAUUGCCUUGCAUUAGCUCCUCUUUUACCAACACUCAAUAAACAUUGGUGAACCCAGGAGACCAGAUUCUGGAAUUCAUAAAGAGAAAUGUGGUCGAAUUAUUGUCCGAUUAAGGAUUUCCGCUGAUUUCAGUUCAUCAGCAGGAUUCUUCGACUACAGUACAAUGCUAUUGUAAUCCCUGUUGUCAGAAUGUGGUUUGUCAUUGUCUUGCUGAAACAUGAAGGUCUUCCUUGAAAAAGUAAUUAUCUGGAUGGCAGCAGAUGUUGCUCCUAAACCUGUAGAUACUGUUCUGCAUUAGUGGGGCCUUCACAGAUGUGAAAGAUAACCAUGAUCUGAAAUGAAAUGCCAGUUCAUUGUCUGUAAAGAUGUUUGUAUAUGUGGGGGGGUUAAUCCAUGCUCUCAAUGCAAUCACUCAGUGCGUUUACAUGCACAGCUUAAUCAGACUAAGCUCAUAAUUAUUGAUGUGAAUGUGGCGCUGUAUCCAGACCUUUUUUUAAGAUGUCUCCAUUCCUCGUUCUGUGUUCGUUUCUGUCAGGACGGAAAGCAUAACAGCACUCUCCUCAUUGUUACAAAAGUGGACAUUCGUACAUGCUUCAGCCAUGUUGCAGUUGCUUCUGAUUUUUGCAAUGAUAGUGCCACUUCUUCUCUGGUGUUUUUGUUCCAGGUUACGGCGAUGCAUACAUACAUUGUCCGAUCAUACUCUGACUACACUGGUUACAUGGUAGAGAAAAUCAAAUUCCAAUCACAUUAUCUGGGUGUCUUAAUCUGAGUUCUCUGACUCCAAUGGAAUUCUCAAACUCUGAUUGGUUUACAUGCACUUUAGUUGUUUGGUCUUAGUCGGAGUAAGGCAAUAAUUCGUUUUUCUCGAGUGUCAUGUAAACGUACUGAUUGUGUUGAAAGUUGUAGCAUUAUGAGAGGUUCCUAAGACAGGUUAGAUGUGGAACAGUGUAAAUUAACCCAAAAACAGUCAAGUCAAGUUCCUAAGAAAGGUGGGAUUUUAUUCAACCACAGGUUUAUCACAAAGAAAACGGGUAAGUCAGGGUGUUAGGUUCAUCCAAACAAGAUCUCAUUUCAACUCAAAACACCCCAGAGGAGAAAAUACUUCCUUUUAAAAGUAACCACAAUGUUCAACCAGCCCAACUAAAGUGCCUCUUUUGCACUGAGCUCCUAUAUUGUUCACUUCCCUGGGGUUUUGACCCCAGCUCUCCCUCUCCUCUCCCAAGUGUGUGCUCCCCUCUCUCUGUCUGUUUUCCAGCUUCUUUGUCCUGCCUCAAUCAAUGGUCCCAGGCACCUGCAGCUGUCCAGGUGGAAAUGCAUGCUGGGAGUUGUAGUGUGCCCUGCUGCGGCCCUUGUGUCUGACCACUGACAAUCCAUGAUUUCAUAGCGCCCAUCUACAACUUGUCCCUUUGUGAUGCCACUAAGUGAAUUUGCUGAAGCAGAGUUCUUGUAAUAAAUGCUGAUGAAACAGAAGAUGUGAAGCUGAUUUAGCGAAGUCAUUUAACCCUCCAUCACCUCUCCUCUGUUUGUGCAGCACUCAGAGACCAACAGACGGGGACAUCAUGGAAGCCCCCCUCGUUUGUCUAGAUGAGGAGUUUGAGGAUCUGCGUCCCUGCCGCAUGGAUGAGCUCGACCACUCAUCACUCAACAACUCCUCUUACUCCAACACCUCCAGCAACUCCCCCACAACUGCCCCCCUGGCCUCAAUCACACGUGAGGACUUCUCUGAGCUGGAGAACUUCUCUGAGAUGAUGAGCUUCAAGUCCAUGGAGGACCUUGUCAACGAGUUUGACGAGAAGCUCAACGUCUGCUUCCACAACUACAACACCAAGACGGAGGGCCUGGCACCCAUUCGCAACCAGACGCACAACCAGGAGGAUGAGGAAAGGUUGCAGGAUGAAGAGUGAGUGACCGAAGUUAAUGUACUUUGCUGAAACAAUAUUAGUCUAUAUGGAGUUUGUUUAAGCUUUCAUAUCUUGUUUGUUUUUAAGCUUGCAAGUGGAUCUGAUACAGUGCAGGACUCGAGUUGCAUACUUGAGCUCCCAUAUAUAAAUUAUACACAGAUAACUUGGUUUUCCCAAACCCACAUCCCAGAUACAUUCUCGGGACCAGAUAGCAGUACAAUUCUAACCGUAAAGUAUUCUGUUUUAAAUCAUCUGAGAAAUGAUUUUUUAAAAUAGCUUGGCUGGGCCAUCCAGUUCUGUGAAUCACUUGCUGUUCCUUCCCACAACAGUCUGGACUUCGGCCCAUUGGGAGCGUUUAUUAGAAAUCAGAAAAUAACCGGGCCAAUUAGUGAUUGUGUUUCCACUGUUCCCCGAAAAACAGGGAAAGGCAGCCCCUGAUUGGUCCAUAGUUUUAAGAGACAUUGAGAGCUGAAGCACACAUGACACAACCUAGCAUACUGUUACAGCAUGCUGAAAAGGUUCCUUUGGAACAGAAAACAUCCUUUAUGGAGAAAAAAAAACAUAUACCUUCAUGAAUUUAAUCAAACAAAAUCAUAAAACUUGCUAACAAGGACGUACCGCUUUUUAAAAGGCAGAGGAUGUGCAGAGGAUCACUCAAAAUUCUAGAACGUGCUUCUCAGAAUCAGUAGAGCUAAAUAGGCCUGAGGGUUUAUUCACGCACCCCCCACUUGAGAUGUCCACAUGCAUUCCUCCCAAAGACAUAAAGAGAGGAACUGUAGGAACAAAGGUCAAAGACAUGAAAUGUUUUUUGCUCCAUAACAUUACAUAAAGCACAUCUACAUGUCUUUCUUCUGUAAAAAGUAGAUUCUUCUGUAAAUUCUUCUUCUUCUUCUUACAUGAUGACAAUGCUAGCUGGUAGAGGCUGUCAGUAAGUUCUAACAGUUGUGCACACGUGUGCACAGUAUUUAUUGUAAUAACAAACACACUGGUAUGGUGUUUUUGUAUGUAACCUGCCUAAAAGACAUUUGCACUUCAACGUACAGGAUUAUAAGGGAAGCCUAAGCAGGGAGGCCCCGACUUCCCUAUUCCGAGCUACUUCGUCCAGCCCUUCCCUCUUCAAGCGUUCCCAGGCCAUCUGAGAGACAUAAUCUCUCCAGCGUGUCCUUGGUUAUCCCUGCACUCUUUGGUGCAAUGUAGGUUGGGCAGCAGCCAAAGGCAGAGACCUUGGCAGUCAGAUCCUCAGACGCAGAGGCUAGUUCUAGGGACGUAGAAUGUCAUCUCUCUGGCAGGGAAGGAAGUUGAGCUGGUGUACGAGGUGGAGAAGUUCUGUCUAGAUAUAGUUGGACUCACCUUCACACAAAGCGUGGGCUCUGGAACCAGAACUCUCGAGACGAGCUGGAGUCUCUUUGACUCUGGAGUUACCACUGGGGCAGGGGUGGCAAUACUAAGUGCUCCCUUGCUCGGUGCCUGUGUGUUGGGGCUCAGCCUGAACGAGAGGGUAGUCUCCCUUCGCCUUUGGGUGGGGUGAUGGAUCCUGACUGUUGUUUGUACCUAAGCUCCAAAUAGCAGCGCAGAGUAUUCACCUUUCUACUCCUUGGAAGAAGUGCUGGAGAGUGCUUCUUUGGGGGACUUCCUUGUUCUGCUGGGGGAUUUCAACGCCCAUGUUGGCAGCAACAGUGAGACCUGGAGGGGCGUGACUGGGAAGAACGGCCCCCCGCUCUGAACCCAAGCGGUGCUUUGUUAAUGGAUUUCUGUGUUCAUCACAGAUUGUCUAUAACAAACACCAUGUCCAGGCAUAAGGGUGUCCACAUGUGCACUUGGCACUAGGACACCCAGGGUCGCAGUUCGAUGAUCGAUUUUGUGGUCGUGUCGCCAGACUUGCGGCCACAUGUCUUGGACAUUCGGAUGAAGAGAGGGGUUGAGCUGUCAACCGAUCACCACCUGGUGGUGAGUUGGCUCUGAUGGUGGGGGAGGAUGAUGGUCAGAUCUGACAGACCCAAAUGCAUUGUGAAAACUUCAACCAUGUCCUGGGGGAGGCGCAGGACAUUGAGUCCGAGUGAGCUAUGUUCCAUGCCUCGGUUGUUCAGGCGGCUGAUUGGAGCAGUGGCGGUAAGGUGGUCGGUGCCUGUCGUGAUGAUAAUACCCAAACCAGUUGGUGGACACCAGUGGUGAGUGAUACCAUUAAGCUAAAGAAGGAGUCCAGUCAGGCCUUUUUGGCCUGUGGGACUCCAGAGGCAGCUGAUAGGUACUGGCAGGCCAAGCAAAAUGGGGCUUCAGUGGUCACUGAGGCAAAAACCCUGGGAAGGCAGGAGUUCAGUGAGGCCAUGGAGAAUGACUACCAGACAGCUGCGUAGAGAUUCUGGACCACCAUCCACACUGCGCAUGGUGGGGAUGGUGCACUGCUGACCUUGACUCUGGACAUUGUUGCUUUUGUUUCCUGGAUCACAGAUUACCUGGCAGUCACAUCCUCACCAGGAAGGCCACAGUUUGUCAGGCUGGGGAACUGUGUUUCUGGGACAUUAAUGAGCAGUACAGGGGCUCCACAAGGGACAGUGAUGGCGCCAUUCCUGUUCACACUGUAAACAUCAGACUUCAAAUGCAGCACUGAGUCCUGCCACAUCCAGAAAUACUAAGAUGACACCGCUAAUGUGGCAUGUAUUAGAAAUGAACAAGAAUCUGAAUACAGAGAUCUGAUAAGACCCUUCAGUGACUGGAGUCACAAAAACUGCCUCCUCCUCAACACCUCAAAGACAAAGGAGAUGGUCAUAGACUUCCGCAGAUCUGUAUCCCUUCUUCAGCCAGUGAACACCUGUGGAGUGGACAUCAUAGUGGUGACAUCAUAUAAAUACCUAGGUGUACACCUGGAUAAUAAGUUAGACUGAUCUAAGAAUAUAGACUUCAUUUACAAAAAGGGGAAGAGCCACCUCUUUUGCCUGAGAAGAUUCCGAUCAAUAGACAUCUGUAGUUAGAUGCUGCUGAUAUUUUAUCAGCCUGUGGUGGCAAGUGUUCUGUUCUACGCUGCAGUCUGCUGGGGAGGAAGCAUCAAACACAAAGAUUCAAGUUGUCUGAAUAAACUGGUCAAAAAAGUUGGUUUUGUGGUUGGAUUGAAGUUCAAGGACCCACUGAAGGAUGUGGUGGAGAGACGUGCACUGAGGAAGGUGGAGACUAUUCUCAAGAACAUGGAUCACCCACUUCACGACAACUUAAUGGACCAAAGGGCCAAUGGUGGUGGACGGCUCCUCUCUCUUCGCUGCAGGGCAGAAAGAUUCAGAAGAUCUUUUGUGCCUACAGCCAUCAGACUGUAAAACUUUUCUGUAAAUAGUAGAUGGCUUUUAAAGACAUGACAAAUGAGACGACAGACAAUUGAAUUUCCCUUUGGGAUUAAUAAAGUUCUUAUUGUUAUUAUUAUUAUUAUUAUUAUUGCAACACACCACAAUCUGACUUACUUUUCGUGCUGCCCUGUAAAACGUCAAUUAAUAAAGUCUGUUGUACUUGAAGCUUUCAAACACACUUUUACAACCCACACAUUCAACAAGACAAAAAUACAGUAUUUCCGGGGUUGGGAUGACGUCACUGGGCUGGGAGCUUGGACUGGCACUGAGCUCCCGCUCCCAUUGACCUUAACUUACAUUUUAACCAACCACAGACUGUUAUUUUUGUUCAUUUUUAUGACACUCCAGACAUAAAUCCUUGCCUAUUGUGGGAAGCGGCUAAGGCGUUCAUGAGGGGGUCUAUUAUAUCCUACACAGCAGCUCACAAAAGAGAUACAAUCAGGAAGCAAUUGGAAUUAGAACAUUGGAUCCAGGAUUUAUGGAACAAGUUUAAAAGCUCUCCAUCUUAAAAAAUUAGAAGCAGCGAAAUUGGCCCUCAAUCAACUCUUAACAAGCAAAGCAGAGGCUUCUAUCCUUUUUGCAGGACAGAGGCUAUAUGAACAUGGUAAUGAACCUAGCCGCCUUCUUGCUCGCCUGGCAAGGGGAAAAAAUGCCAUUAGUUUAAUAUCAUCACUUCAAGAUAGUAAUUGAGACAAAGUCCACGAAUCAAAGAAAAUUAACAAUAUAAUGAGACAGCUCUACUAUGAGUUAUAUUCCAACGAAUGUAAUACUUCAGUAGAGCUAAGAAGAUCUUUCCUGGAUAAGGUUAGUCUACCCUCUCUCACAGAAGAACAGCGGGAGGCUCUGAAUAGACCAAGGAAGAGGUCCUGGGUGCCAUUCGCACAAUUCAAAAUGGGAAAGCACCAGGACCGGAUGGCUAUGGGCCAGAGUAUUAUAAAAAAAUGAGCAGAGUUGGGGUGGGUCCUCUGACCAAUAUGUUUUUGGACUCUUUCGGGAAGAGAUAUCUCCCUUCCUCUCUAAAUCUAGCCAAUAUCUCUUUAAUCCUGAAGAAAAAUAAACCAUCAGAUGAGUGCGGUUCUUACAGACCUGUCAGCCUUAUAAAUGUGGACAGCAAGAUACUGUCUAAAACGCUGGCCAGAAGAUUGGAGAAUGACUUACCCUCAGUCAUAAAUGAGGAUCAGACAGGGUUUAUCAGGGGAAGGUUUUCGUAUUCUAAUGUGAGAAGACUUCUAAAUGUUGUACAGUAUUCCUCACAGAGGUAACACCGGGCUCUGGCUAUAUCAUUAGAUGUGGAAAAGGCGUUUGAUAGGGUCGAGUGCGGAUUCAUGUGGGAUGUCCUGGACGGGUUUGGAUUAGGAGAGGAGUUUAUAAAUUGGAUAAAACUUAUCAUUCGCCAUAGGCCUGUGUCUUGACCAAUGGCAUGCGCUCUCCCCCCCUUCCCACUCGGUGGACAGGGCUGCCCGCUCUCCCCCCUCCUUUUUACCCUCACAUUACAGCCACUGGCAGAACCCAUCAGGAAUAGUGAGAAUAUUCAUGGGGUUACUUUAGGCAAGACCACCCACAAGAUAGCGUGCUGAUGACAUUUUACUUUUUUUUUCAAACCCCAAGGUCAAUUCCUUUGGUUCAAUAUCUGGCUACAAAAUAAAUUACACAAAAUCUGGGGCUAUGCCCUUGGGGAAUUACGGCAGCUAAAGUUCAGUUACAAACUUUCCAUUCAGAUGGGCCACUUCAGGCUUUGUCUAUCUUGGUAUCAGAGUGUCACCUAAUGUUGAGGACCUGCGGAGACUUAAUUUUGUGCCUACAAUUACAGCAGUUAAGAAUGACCUUGAGAGAUGGCAUGACCUUCCCCUCUCCUGGAUGGGUAAUCUCAUAAAGAUGAACAUACUCCCUAGAUUACUUUAUCCUUUGCAGAUGCUACCAAUAUGGAUUUCAAAGAAGGUAAUUUCAGAUUUAGAAAAGGCUUUUUCACAAUUUAUUUGGCACAAUAUAAAGCCCAGAAUUCAAAUUAAGACCUUACAGCUGCCUUGGGAAUGAGGAGGUUUAGCCCUACCGGAUUUGUGAUGUUAUAACUGGGCCUGCAGCACCCGAAUAAUCUGGGACUGUGUACAGUCCCAUUUAAAAUCUGAAACAGGUAUUGAUGAGUGGUUCCCCUCUCCUGACUCCUUGCUGAGUAAACGAACUAACUAUGGAAAAAAGAGAUCUUUGGACAUCCAUCAUAACCCUAUUAUCUACAACACUAUCAGAAUUUGGCGAGAUCUAACAAAAUAUCUGAACACUUUUUUGGGUACCUUCAAGUCUGUAAUUUUAUUCUCUCAAAGGGAAAAAAUCUCCCCACAGACACCCCCAUUUCAAGUGAUACAGAUUCAUUUUUGUUGAAACAAAAGGACACAAGACAUUUUCUUUCUCAUUUUUAUUCGCUGUUUUACUCCAUAGAUCCAUCAGAUAUUAGGUUAGAGCAAGGUUAUAUAGAAGUGGGAACACGAUCUUGGUGGGCAAUAUAUCAAAGAUGACAUGAAGCAAUCGCCUCUGCCAAAACCACAUUUACUUGUAACCGAAUGAGAGAAACUCAAUAUAAGAUACUCCAUAGAUCCCACAUAACACCAUCUAUUUUUAAUAAGCUUGACAACCAGACCUCUCCUCUUUGCAUUAAAUGUAAACAGAUGAUAGGGACAUACAUUCACUGUUUCUGGGCGUGUUAUUUGACUGCAAGGUUUUGGAGCAAUGUAGCCCAGGAAUUGGGUACCAUUUUUUCACUUAAAGUCACAAAGGAUUCGGGUCUUUCAUACUGGGUUUGCCUUCAAAAAUAUUAUCUCUGAGUAGAUCUGAUUUCAGACUUUGUGACAAACUUCUGUUUCUGGCUAGGAGAUGUAUUUUAAAGCAGUGAAUAAGUGAUAAACCUCCCACUGUUACACAGUGAUACCAAGAAACGUAUAAAAUUUUACCCAUAGAAAGACUAACUGCACGAAUGAAAGGGGAUAAUUGUUUGUUUGAGAGAACAUGGUCAGCCUUUCUGAGGUACUUACCCCCAUCCCUUCGGGACACUGUAAAUAAGGGGAGAUAUGCCCUAGACUGGAAUACUCCCACUAGAGGAUCUGUCAGCAAGUAAUUUGCCAAUUUUUUGCUAUCACCUGUCUUUAGACCUCCCCCUCCUUGUUUUAAUUUCAUUGUUCAAUUUAUGUAUCUUUAUACUUAUGUAUAUAUUCUUUGUGGUAUUAUUUUUAUUUACUAGUGUACUUCAUAUUUCUUCUACUGUCCAUGGUCGGGAGAUGGCACAGUACUUGUAUAUGGUGAAUGGCAUGCUGGAUGGGGGCGGCUAAGGGACUGGGGUGGAGAGUGUAGGCGGUGUGGGAAUGCAGGGGUGGGUUUCUGGAUGGACCGUCUUAAGUCACAUGAAGCCAUUUAAUUUUGGAUGAUGCUAUAUUUUCUUUUGUAUUUUGAUAUCAAUGUGAAUUCAGAAAGCUUGUUUGUUGUUUAUGAUCUUGGAAAAAAUCUAUAAAAUCUAUUUGAAAAAAAAAAAAUUACAACAUUUCCUUUCAUUAUAUCCCAACAUCCCAAACACCAAGUCACCUGCACACUGACCCAGUCUGCAUGCUAAAUAAUUCAAUGUGCGGUAUUGUUUGUUUCACUGUGCUCUGGUCUGUAUCGGUCUCUGCAUCCCCUCCUCCUUACAGCUUCUGAGGUGGAAAUACACACGCUCCCCGUCAUGCUAUGCGGGGGGGAAUCAGGCUAAAAAUAGUCUGUAGGUGUAAGAGGAGAGGGUUGAAGGGGGAUCCUGAGUCUCUGUAGUAAAAUAAGGAUUAACUGAGCACAAGACACAACUCUACAACAAUCUGCAACACAGUUGUAAAGCUGCCUACUGGGACACUGUGUACAAAACUACACUAGAGAUAUUGUGCUGUCAACUAUUCAAACUGUUCCCCUCCUCCUCUUGAGAUUUUGUCACAAAAUCAUCUCAUUGUUCAUCCUCUUCACUUCUGGUCUUACAAAAACAAUCAAAGUCAUGAGUUCAAGGCAAGUUAGUCUCAUUAGUUGUUGGACUCAGAAGCAUUGUGUUGUGGUGGCUGACAGAACAAAACCUUAUUUCGGUAACAGUGAAUUUCAAAAUGACAGGGUUUUUAAAGCUCUACAGAGAGACUCAACAAUAAUAUAAACAUGUUGUUUAGUGGGGAACAGUCCAGGGGCCUAUUCUACGAAGCAAGUGUGACCUAGCGAGAUAGCACCAAGGCUACCUCGCUAGGUCGAACUUUCUUAGCUUAGGGCAGUAGCCACCGGUCUCGCUAAACAGUCUUACAGUCUUAGGUUAUCAACCUUGUAAGUGGAUCCAACUUUGCUAUGAGCGCGUGCACGCAUGUAAGGUGGAACCCGCAGCAUCUGACCAAUCGCGAACAUGGACCAGUCUGGAGCAUCAGAGCAGGCCUGAGAGCGAAGGACCGCGUACUUUACAAACGAGGAGCAGGAGACGAUCAUGAGAAAGUAUGAAGAAUUCAAAUCUAUCAUGAACCUCAAGUGCAACACCGUCGCCGCUGCAAAAGCAUGGAAGGAACGCUGGCAGAAAAUUGCAGACAGUCUCAAUGCAUAAGUAUAGUACGCAAAAAAUCUUUGAUGCCAUUAUCACCCUGAAAUAACACUGUUCAACAUGCGCUUUUAACAUCCACCAGACAUGUCUAAUUCAUUUCCAAGAUGAAUUCAUUCAUUUGUUCAUUCCUAUCGUGUUUACAUUUUUUGUGUGAUAUGUAGGCCAUAUGAGCCUUUCAUAAAGGUGGUCAUCCGGAAAAGUAAGUGGGUUCGUGCGGGCAAUGCGAGCACCGAGGUCUAUAGGAUCCUCCAAGAAUGGACAAGCCAUUUUUCGAGACAGCUCAUUGGUCAGUGGGUGGGGUUUUUAUACUCGGUAAGUUCAAUCUGGAACCUAACCUGCCCCAGAGCAGGUUCGCCGUUCAGCGUACAUUGCCAUGGAGACUCGCCUUGCUAAGAAGUGAACCUGUGUCGUAGAACAGGAAACCCCAAACUUACCCUUGAAGUUACCUCACUAAGCAGUAAUCCUGCUUCGCAGAAUAGGCCCCAGGUUGAUUUUUUGGUUCAAUCCCUGCUGUUUCUUGUUUUCAAACUCAGAUAUGAGUCAGCUGAUUGUUAAGCAGAAUAUUAAAUGUUUUCCUUUCAAUGGCCUUGCGCCAACAAACACAGCAGGACAGCUUAGAGACAUGGGGCUCUAUUUUCGUGCCUCGCGGGAGACGUGCCGACAAGGCGUUUCCAAGCACAAUUUGGUAUUUUGGUGAGCGGCGCAGCCUGGCGUAAGUAUCCCCUCUCCCUAACUCAGCUCCUCCCAGCGGCGUAAGUCGUAGCGAGGGAGGAGAGAGGGCGUGGAGUGGGUUUAACACAGCCGAGACCUGUAUUGACCAAUAACAUCAGCUCCUUUCCUUGCCUUUAAAUCCGCCACUGGCGAGGCGUAUUACAAUUUUCCAGAAGUAGUCAAAGAGAUCAAGAGAUGUCUGAAGACAGUAAUGCCACACGAUGGCGACAUAAGGCAGCUCCUCAAUAAGUGUCGCUGUAAACGCUGCAGAGGACGUCCUUCACACUGUCUCAUAUAAGCACAGAUGGAUUUGGUGUGUGUAAGUUUAGACCCACUAAUAAGACAAACACCCUUUUCCACAAAUAAAGACACUCACAUAAAGUUGUAUAUAUUCAAACCUCACUUGACAAAGGUGGGUUGUGCGCACAGAUCACAUCAUAAACCCCAAAAAUGGCAUGAAAAUCGGAACCAUCUGUGCGUAAUGACGCAUCGCACUCCAUGGCCUGGCUCUUUCUUUCAUAGAUGUUGGCAUAUAAAAUAAAUUUGUAUGUGGGCCUAAAGUAAAUAACUCAUCGGAUCACUGACACAAAUCAUCUGUUCAGCCGCCGCCGCAGCAGCUGCAGCAGCAGCUGCAGCAGCAGCAGGACAGAGAGAGGACGCGGAGACAUGUCCAGGUUGAGCUGCGCGAGAAAUAAGAGGAAGAGAAAGAAAGAAAAGGAGGGAGGCGAAUUACAUAGCUUGUUAACUUCAUCAUGUGUGUCUAUUUACUAGAUAUUUAAUUAAAUUGAAUGCGGUAUCAGCUGUGUUGAUUUGGUCAGGUUGUGUGACCAAAAGCGUGCCAAAUGCGCUCAUCAGAUCAGAUAUAGAUCAGAAUAUUUCUAUAUAGAUCCAAAUGUAUGUGCUGACUUAGAUUAUUAGUUGUUGUUGAUUAUUUAUUGCAAUUGCAAUUUAUUGCAAAUGUGCCUGACACUGUGGAAACCUGCCGGUGAGGCAUCAGUGACGUAUGCCGAUACGCCGCCGGUCUACCAAAAUACCUCUAGACCAGCUACACUCUGCCUGUGCUGAAAGCUGACCAGGUUUGAAUUGGCGAGUUUUCAGCGCACUUUAUACGCCACCGGCGAGCACGAAAAUGUCACUGCGCCAGCUGAUCCUGUCGACACCCCCCCCGCCUCACCACCACACCCAGCUUGGCGGACCUCAGUGUGCCUCAGUCCACGAAAGUACCAAACUGGCUGUACACUGGGCUCUGCCAGAUGAAAAUACCACUGCGCGGGGUCCGCCACCCUCUGCCGCCUCACCGGCGGACACGAAAAUAGAGCCCAUGCUGUCCAGAUGACCAAUCACUGAGCCUGUGUAUUGCAGGCAAUCUGUAUCGUGAGGGGAUGACUACUAGAUCUAAUCAUACGAACAUGUUUAAGCAGGGAACAUUUAUUUUAACUUCUACUUACGUUCAAAGAUCAGAAGUCAGAAAAACAAGAAUGCUUUUAAUCUUUAUUGAGAAAAUUUGGUGUUAACAUUACUAUUGUUCUCUUGCAAGAAUGAAAUGAUUGUUGUUCCUACCCUGGUACGAAUAAAAAGUGAAUAAUAAUAAUAAUAAUAAUUAUAAUAAUAAUAAUAUUGCAUCAGAUUUUUUAUAGCGCUUUAUCAGAGACCCUCAAAGCGCUUUACAUUGGAUACAUCAUUCAUUCGCUCACACAGUCACACUUUGGUGGUGGUAAACUACCUUAGUAGUCACAGCUGCCCUGGGGCAGACUGACGGAAACGUGAAGUAAAUAGUAAUUCUGUUUUUCACACAUAAACAGGGACACAGCCAAGGAUAUAUCUUUUUUUUGAAACAGAGAAAUUAAGUUUUUAAUGGGUUAGAGGGACUGGAGACAGGUAUUUCGGUCAGGAUCACUUUAGUCAAAAUUAAUUAUUUAUUACAAGCAAACAUUUUUACAUUGGCGGUAUGGCUCUGUUCUGAGAGUUCCCUGCCCUUCUGUGUGCUUGCAUGGAAUGCCACAGCUAUAAGAGGGGAGAGCUCCCCCCCUCCCUUUCAUGUGCAAACAUGAAAAGCCAAGGCAGAGAAAGCAGCAGCAAAUAAAUACGAUUCAGAUAAAAAAUUAAAAUCCCCCCACAGAGUAGAGCAAGCAUCAGUGACGAUACAUAUGACACUGGUAAGAUCAGACACAACAUGAACAGGAGGAGCUGGGGUGGAGGUGGGUUGCAGAGUGGUUGCAGCAGGCAGAGUAGGCAGGAGAAACAGUUUAAAUAGGGCGCCAUUUUGACAUUAGCCAAUAGGAUGUGUAGAGGGCGACCACCUGAGCUGUCAGCUGACUGAGGGCUGGCUGAAGAUCAUCUGACUGUAGCCUUCAGCUUGACUCCGUGUCCUGCCUGAACUACAGCUAUGCUUCAUUUUCCUGAUCUUCUUACACUACAAUGUAGUGUACUAUCAGGGCUGAUCUCAGGAUGCUAGAAGAUGAGGACACUCUCAUCACUGGGAAAGCUUCACCAUGCACAGGCCAAGUGCACCAGACUGAGACAGACACCAAGCUCUCCAUCAUGCACACUUUCAAAUUUAUGCAGAAACAAAUAUACACACAGACAUGCACAUACACAACUCAGGAUUAUUUUUUCAACUCUCUUAAAUGCUUAUUUCUAAUGCCAUCAGUCAUUAGCCACAGUAUUAACAAAGGCCAAACAGUAUCUGUUGGCAUGCAACAGAUACUGGUACAUAACCAGGUACAUCAGAUUUUUUAAUGCCAUCACUCACUGUUUUCCCUGCGUCACAGUACCUGUCAUCCUGGACAAACUUCUUAAUCUACUCCCCUCUCUCCCCUCCUCUGUCACUAAGAUUGUGCUCCAUGUUGGCUCAAACGACACGUCCCUUAAGCAGUCCGAAAUCACAAAGAGGGAUUUUAACUGGCUUUUUAACGUUUUAAAGGACACUGGAAAGACAGUUUUUAUCUCUGGCCCGAUCCCCACUCUCGGUCGUGGAGCAGAACGUUUUAGCAGGAUCCUCAGCCUCCAUACCUGUCUCCAAUCCACAUGCCCCACCCACAACUUCGGUUUUAAUCUGUUUUGGGACUGAGCAUCACUUUUCAGUCAUGAUGGGAUCCGCCCCAACAGGCGGGGUUGCCGAAUGCUCUCUUACAACAUCCAGUAUAUGAUCCACUCCUCACCCGUCUGACAGUCUGCACUCAGCAGCCCAUCUUUCCACACCCAGGCCACCCCCCCCCUCCUCCUCACAAUAACCUCUGGUCAUCUCAAAACAGUCCCACAAUCCCCGCUCAUUCACCUGCCAACCCCCACCUUCUCCUACAAUCUGGACUUUUUUAUUCUGACUGAAACCUGGCUGACUCUGGACAAUUGUAUUUCUCUUAUAGAAGCCACCCCCCCUGAUUUUACUCACCUCCAUCAGCCCAGGCAGUCAGGCCGGGGAGGGGGGGUGGCUGUCAUAUACAAGAAGGAUUUUAAAUGCAUCCCCAUCACCUUCAGCACUUUUAGUUCAUUCGAGCACCUUGCUUUUAUUGUUAAAUUGAAAGAACUUGUCUUAAUCAUAAUCAUUUAUCGACCACCCAAACACAGCGCUGUUUUUAUUCAGGAGUUUUCAGAGUUUCUAUCCCCUUUUUAUUUGUAAAUAUGACAAAGUUCUUAUUUUGGGUGAUUUUAAUGUACAUGUCUGCUGUCCCUCACAACCCUUAACUGUUGAUUUUAUUGAAACUCUUGACUCCUUUAAUCUUACCCAGGCAAUACGGGAACCAACUCAUGUAAAGGGACACUGCUUAGAUUUGGUUUUAUUUACUGGACUUUCUCCAUGGUUCUCCAUGGUUUUAUCCCAGCCUUCUUUUACCGAUCACACUCCUGUUUUUAGAAGGGUUUUUAAUGCAUCGUCUGCUAGCAAGUUUUCAGAGCUUUUUAUCGCUGCAUCUUUAACUGCCCUCAACCCAGAUUUUAAUCCAGUUUUUAACACUGAAGAGCUUGUCUCUCUUUUUAACAGUAUGUGUGGAACCAUCCUGGACUCUGUAGCUCCUCUGAAAAAGAAAAGAUCUAACAAAGAACCCCAACCCUGGCUCACAGAGUCCACCCAUGAACUUAAGAGAAUAUGUAGAAGAAACGAACGCAAAUGGAAGAAAACUGGGUUGGUGGUUUUCCUCGAAAUUUGGAGAGACCCCUUGAAAAACUACCGGAAGGCAGUUAAGGAUGCAAGGGGAGUCGGGAAGUUAAGCACUUUUUUAGUAGUUUUGAGCUGGUGUCCUUAAAAUUUUUAUCUGAUAUUUUAGCCAAAAUGAAACCAGCUACGUGCAGUCUUGGUUCUAUCCCCACCAGAUUUCUCAAAGAGGUUUUUAACGUGGUUGGGCCCAGCAUUUUAUCCAUCAUUAAUAGCUCUCUAGUGGAGGGAGUAUUUCCCUCUGCUUUUAAACACGCUGUGGUCCAACCCCUUUUAAAGAAGCCAAACCUUGACCCCUCUGAUUUGAACAAUUUUAGACCAAUUUCAAAACUUCCAUUUUUAUCCAAACUUUUAGAGAAGGUGGUUUCUAAACAGCUUUUAGGUUUUAUGUCUGAAAACAACCUCUUUGAGAAAUUUCAGUCUGGUUUUAGAGCAGGUCACAGCACUGAGACUGCCCUCCUCAAUGUGACCAAUGACCUUCUUUUAGCAGCAGAUAGAGGGGAGGGCUCAAUUUUAAUUCUUUUAAAUCUCAGUGCAGCUUUUGAUACAGUUGAUCAUACUAUUUUAAUUAAACGUCUUAAAAACUGGGUGGGUAUCAGGGGCACUGCACUUGGCUGGUUUCAGUCGUAUCUUUUAGAACGAACCUUUGUGGUCACCAUAGGCAAUCACACCUCCUCUACCUCUGCUAUCGCCUGUGGUGUACCGCAAGGUUCAGUUUUAGGUCCAAUUUUAUUGUCUAUCUACAUGCCAAUUAAUUCAGCGCCACAAAGUCUCCUUUCACUGCUAUGCAGACGACACACAGAUAUACCUUCCUUUGAGACCUGAGGACCCAAGAGGCCUAGCUGCUGUCAUGGACUGUCUAAGUGACAUUAACUGUUGGAUGGCACAAAAUUUCCUUCAGCUAAAUUAUUCAAAAUCUGAAAUAAUUCUCUGUAACAUACAAAACUCCCCCCUCAUUCAGUCUUGUCUCGGUCCACAUUCAGUAAUCAUCAAACCAACAGCCAGAAAUCUGGGAGUAACCUUCGAUUCAGACCUCACCUUCUCCACCCAUAUCAACAAGAUUGUCCAGUCCUGUUUCCCUCACCUGCGCUCCAUUUCAAAAAUUAAACAAGUACUCACCCCAUCAGAUCUCGAAAAGAUAAUCCACGCCUUCAUUUUCUCAAGACUGGAUUAUUGUAACUCUCUCCUCCCUGGUUUAAACAAGAAAUCUCUCUCUCGCCUCCAACUAGUUCAGAAUGCAGCAGCUAGGCUUUUAUCUGGUUUUAGUCGACGGCAUCACAUCACUCCAAUUUUAGCCUCCCUUCACUGCCUUCCUGUCAGCUUUAGAAUUGAUUUUAAGAUUUUAUUGAUUACUUUUAAAGCACUCAAAGGACUUACUCCGAGCUACAUUUCAGAGCUUUUAAUACCUUAUGAGCCAACUCGCAGCCUCAGAUCCUCUGGCGAAGGCCUCCUAGUCGUUCCAAAGUCAAGGCUCAAAACUAAAGGUGAUAGAGCUUUCUCCAUCAGAGCUCCUCGACUUUGGAACGACCUGCCAGAGGAGAUAAGGCAUGCAGAGACAGUUGCUUCUUUUAAGUCAAUUUUAAAAACUCACUUUUACAGACUUGCUUUUAUGUGAUGCCAUCUUUUAUCAUCUUUUACCUUUUUUCUUUUUCUCCUUUUUCUUUUACCUCUUUCUUAUUUAGACUUACUGUCCUUUUAGCCUUUGUUUUACUUAUAAUCUUUUCUUAUUUUAUCUCUCAGGUCCUUCAUUGAUUUUAAUGUUUUUUUUUAAUUUUCCUUCAUUUAAUUUUAUAUAUAUAUAUAUAUAUAUAUAUAUAAGAUUUUUUUAAUUCCAAUUUAUUUUUUAUAUUACCAUCAUUAUUAUUUUAUUAUGAUUUUAUUAUUAUUAUUAAUAUCCUCUUUUAUACUUACUAGCCUGUUUCCUGCCCUCCUUUUCUAUUUCAUUUUAUGUUUUUAUUUUGGUCCUCAUGGUCCCAUUUAUUUUGUAGGGUUCUUGUAUUGCCUGGGUUUCUUACAAAAAAUGAAACAGGCCUACAAUUCAGAGGCCUGUUUUUAACUGAGCUUUUGUUUUUAUGUGUUUUUAUUUUCAUGUCCUGAUGUUCUGUGUUUGCAACUGUUGUCUAAGCACUUUGUAAACUUUUGUUUUUAAAGGUGCUAUAUAAAUAAAGUUAUUAUUAUUAUUAUUAUUAUUAUUAUUAUUAUUAUUAUUAUUAUUAUUAUUACCAGAAAAUUCUGCCAUGUGAUCCAGCAACAAAAAUAACAAUUAGGGUAAGGAUGCAUCUGUAUGUGGUUUUACACCUGCUUGCAUCUUCUCUUUAUGGGAAUGAGGACAGUGAUUGGUUUUAUUGAUGUCAUGACCAAAACACACCUUGGAAUAAUCCAGGAACUUUGUCCUAAGGGGACAUCAAAGUUGACUUCAGCCUUUUUCAUAACCGGUUUAAAACUCCUGAGCUUUAGAAAGUUUAAAAUAGCUUAAAAAACAAACAAACAAACAUACAAACAACAACAAGAAACAUGUCCUAGUGGACCCCAUGCAUAAACGGAAAAAGAAAUCAACCACAGGGUACCUGUGUUUUUUAAACUUAUUUAAAGUCCCACUAGAUGUUUUUUUUUUUUUUUUACUACCCAAAGUGUUAUCAGUGGUCUUGAAAUUGUGAUUAUGAAGUUUUUUUUUUAGCCAAAAUCACAUUAUCUGUGUCUUUUUCAAGGGCUUUUCUUCUGCAGAGCUCCAGUAGCUCAUUAGCAAUUCACCUCUGAGUCGUGGGCGGAGACAGCUGUGCUCUGUACACUCCUUUUCACGCUAGCUUGCAGCCUAACAUUGUCGGUGUAGAAGAAGUGGCAGGUAAAAUAGAAGCUAUUCAGCUCUGAGACAUUAAUGUCUUUGGGGGCAUAAUGAAAGCUAAUGUCAUAAUUAGCUUUCUACCAAGCAUUGCAAUUCUCUACUGUUCACAUGUUCCUCCAUAUUCCUCUUUACUUCUUGAAGUCUGGCCUGCAGAGUGGAGCGCCGGUGUGGAGCUUGGACUUGUGACAUAGAAAAUCCUGCUGUGUCUGAACUUGCCAUUUGGGUCUGCCAGAGGUUCACAGUGAUUUGAAUAAGGAAAUGCUCAGAAAUGCAAUUUUGCACUUAGUUUUCUUGUGAUAUGACUGUAGCAUCAGAAAAACACCAUAUGAACAUAAAGAAAUAACAAGAACAACAAGAAAAACAUGAUUCUCAUCGGAGUAGGUCUUGAAAUGAAAAAUUAAUUAUCACACUCAACCACAAGUCAGUAAAGAGGGGAGAAUUACAGACCUCAGUGGGUGAUUUUUUUUUAAAUCUAGAAGUGGAAGUGAUGGCAGCUUUGGCAACAGCUUGAAAACUGCAAAACUUACCCUUCAUGCACUCUGUAUUUAUCAGAUCAUGCACAAGUGAAAACUAGGGACUUGUUUGAAGGCUGGGGUGUGUGUGCAUGAUUGCAUUUGAGUGUAGUGGGAAAAACAUGCACGCAAACUCAGUGAGAUCCUUCUUUUAAGAGAUUUUUUCAAGGAUAAUAACUAGUUUCCUUGUGUCAGACUGGUUUUACACAAAUGUGGAGCUAGAGAAGGACGUGCUUUUAUUUUUUCUUGGUCACUGUGCCCAUGUGUAUUCAUUUCAUUCACUCCCCGAAUGUAAACUCAUUUUUAUAACCUUGUUGCAUGGUGUCCUUUACACUUGACAAAUACAUAACUCCCCAUAUUUAUGCCUGAAAGUGUUGAUGAUGCACAGAGUUAAUCUAUUAAGUUAAUCUGCUGCGGAAUAACCAACAUAUCGUAGCCCAUCUUCCAUUGUAGGGUUAACUGUGCUGAACCUGUAACCCUGUUUAUGUGCUGGAACAUGCAGCAGUGACAUGCAGGGCUGGCAGCCAGUGAGGUAAGCUGUUGGCUGAAUGUAUCCUCUGUGUGCUGGUGUGGGCAGUGCCACUGUGCGCCAGGCAGCAGGCCUGACACAACCUCUGAGCGGAGGAGGACAGAAACACAAAAGAUGCUGUUUCUCUCUAGUUUUAUGUCAUUCUUGCUCACACAGAUGCUGCAGAGUUCAGUUAGACACCACCAUCUCACAAUGAUGUGAGAAGCUUUAUCUAAAUCUCUGUGGGGAUACCGUUUGCUCAAUAGUAAGCUAGUUUUUUUCCUGUCCUGUAUUUUUCCUCUGAAGCCUCCUGCUCUCUGUAUUGACUUCAGUUGACUUUUUAAAAUAUUGACUGAGUUGUAGACUGCUGAAAACACUCAGGGCUGAGUGGACCUCAUUUUAACCAGGGAUAAGACUGCACAUCUAUCUGUGGUUUAAUCUCAUUACAUAACCGUCUAACCGCCAGAGUGUGUGGAUACAGCAGAUUAAAAAUAGCAUGCAGCCUGUGGAGUCAUGGACAGAAAUUGAGUUCCGAUGUUUGGAAGUUUCUCUUUUUCACUUGAGUGUGUGCAUGUGUGUCUUUGUUAUUUUGCAGCGUGUGGGAUGCUCUGACAGACAACUAUAUUUCCGCCUGGGACAACCCCGACCAACAGGGACUCAACGGCAACCUGUCUGAGCAGGAGGUAUGAAAGUGUUCUUCACAGCUCUGUCAUUCACUCAGAUCUCUGAUGUGCCUCUUUAGGCUUGUAAAAAGAUUUGUGAGGUUGGAGUGAGGUGUGGGAACCUUUUACAUGUGCAGUUGUGUUCAAGAAGAUUUUAAUAGCCAACAUUAAAAAUUUCUUAAAAUAAUUUUUGUUACAUACUCUGCAUGGGUUUGUUGCAUAUAGGGAGGACAUUAUGAUCAAAGCAAUUAGAACAUUUGAGAAAAAAGUCGAAUGCAAAAAAAGAAACAUUUAAAAACAUUUAAAACAACACACCUCUUACAGUCAAAAUGCAAACUGAACAAUACAUCUUUUUUUCACGUAACUGUUAUUUUAAAGUUUGUUAAAAUUACACAGAUGAUAUAUGAAUAGACAAUAGAAAAAUUUCAUAAAUGUUAAAAACUACGAAAGUACCCUUUAGAACAGCUUGAUGAAUGGAGAAAAUUAAAUAAUUCGUAACCACAAAAACAGUUUUUAACGCUUAUUAUGUAAGAACAUAUUACGUAAGGACACGUUGUCUUUGGGAUAGUAAAGGCACUGUUUUUGUUUCUUUGGGCAUUGUUGUAGAUUUUCAAACAAUUGGAUUAUUUGAAUAUGCAACAUGUUGUUUUAAAAGCUCAGUAUUGUCAUUCCUAUGUACUCCUUAUUGAGUUUUCAGAAUAAAUUUUCAAGUUUAAAAGUGAAAAUCAAACUGUGUAACAGGUUAUGUGAGGUGAUACUUCAGUGUUGUCACAGUCUGCAAAAACCAUCACCAUAGGUAUAAACAUACAUUUUUUUUGGUUUUUUGAUGCACACAUUGGCCCUCAUUUAUCAAUCUUGCAUAGAACUGAGCGCAGAUCUGAACGCAGGAUUCAUUGUACGAUAGGACACACGUGAGAUUUAUGAAAGGGUUCAUAUCUGACCAAUUCCAGCGUAUGUAUGAUCCGGUCUUGAUAAAUGCGGCGGUUGAAAUCGAUCGUCAGUAACAUGUUAACGUCCUUGAAUAUUUGUGGUUCAGAAGCCUCACCCACUGAGGUCAAACAUGGAAAAGGAGAAGUAUUAGAAAGAUGUGAAACUUUUCUGAGCUAAAUGUGGAAAUCCUCGCAUCUGUGGUGGAAACUAACAAGGAUUUUCUCUUUGGAAGCAUCAAAACUGGUAUAAAAGCAGUCCAGAAAACUCCUGUCUGGAGCAGGAUUAUGGUGGCGAUGAACAGCACUGCAGCGGAAUAGUGGCCAGUGGCUGAAGUUUGAAUAAAUCAUCUGUGAGUAAGUUGCUCAUGAUGAUAAAUUAAUAUCUCAUACACAACAUAACAUAGGGUACAUUGCUCCUAUUAUUGAAAGUAUUUAGUUUUAAUUUGUUGUGUCUUUGUAAUGUAGAGCAGACUGGAGAGGCUGACAGAGGCUGAACAAAAAUAAUUAUUAACGUCACCAAAUAGUGUGUUCCUGCCCCUGAGGCACAUUUUUAUGGAUUUCUAUUGGAAUUUUAUCACUGAUUAAAUAACAAGAGCACUUUCUAAACUUACACUUUACAUGUCAGAAUCCAUGGAAAAGGUCCUGUCUCCUCUGUACAGCACCUUAGUGGAGUCUCUCCUCGUUAUUGUUCUCCGGGCAUCGGGUCCUCACGGUGCACCAGCCCAGCCAACGGCACUCCAUUUGCCAGUGCAACAUUGUGCAAAACUGUACUGGUCCAAAUGAUGUCCCACACCCUUUCAGGAGUGUACAACAACGUCCCAGCUGCUGGGCCAAGACAGAAACUCCUGCCUUUUACGCAGCGCUCCACAGUGGCCCGUGUGCACAAUGUUAAAACGGCGCUCCUGCUCUGUGGCAGUGUUUCUGGGCAGAUUUAUCAAAUAGACCUAUUCACUAAGGACAUAACAAAUUUUAUUUUGUUGUAUUUACGUCUCAAUCUUUAAUGAAAUCUGGCUGAUUGUGCUUAAUGACAGGUUUGAGGUUUGUUUAUCAAUUAUUUUGAGACAGACAUUUUCUGCACCACAGAUCCACACUGACUCAAACUUGCGUACACGAUGUCAGACCUGUCGUGAGAUUUGGUUGUAGCGUAUGCUCACGUGCAGAUUGAUAAAUGCCGAUCCUCAUGUCGCAACUUGCGUACUCACGGUGUACGUGAGUUUUCCGUCAUAUGCAAGCUUGAUAAAUGAGGGCCAGUAUGUGUUAAGUCCUCACUUUGUCAUACUGCAUUAUAAAAGCAUAACUGUUAAGAACAACAAAAACACUGAGAUAGAGUUUUUAACUUCUUUCACCCACUUCUGAUAGAAAAAAGGAUGUACGGGUUGAUGGUGAGUGAACGGGUGGUUAUAAUUACCUGCUCACUUUAUAUCAUCUACUGUCUAGAUACCAAAAUAAGUUAAACACAAGCAUUUUAAUAAGGGGAAAUUGAAUAUGGAGUGAACAACACAGAUUGAAACCAGUCAAUAUGAGCCAUAAACCUGUGUGCCUUUAAAUCUAACUUUUCCUUCUUUGCUCACAUUACUCUCCCUGCAAAGCAUUAAAGUGGGAAAUUGCAACAACUAAAGAGGUUUUCCCGUCAGACAAAAGACAAGACAAGCCCAAACUGCUGUUGUUUACCACAUAUUAUUUUUGUGUUUUUAUACCAGCGCUAAAAUAAAACUAGGGCUGCAGGAUAUUGGAAAAAACCAACAUUGCAAAUUUUUCAACCCUGCGAUAUAUAUUACAAUAUUAAAAAACACAGGAAUUUUCACCAGAUAACCUAAAUAGCACUUUAUACUAUGCUGCACUGCUGAAAUCUUAUGGAGAGUUAACCUGCACUAUUCUUACCUCUUUUUGUGUAUGUUAUUAGAAUGGCUUCUGUCUGUCUUGGGGAUAUUUUUAGCUUGCUUUUAUUGUGCUAGGAUGUUAUUGUGGCAACAGAUGAAAGGCACUGCCAACACAGAACACCUGUUUUAGUUGACAUCAUCCUUCUUGUAACCCAAAUAAUUCCAGAUAACUGACGUUGCUUUUCUUUUUGGCAACAAAUCUUCAUUUUUGGUGGUUUUCUCUUGUUUGUUGCUCAUUUUGCAAUCGUUGUUGUUGUUACCGGUGUUGAGCCGGGAAACGUAUGUCCACCUUGAAAAAUGCACACCGUUCAUAGUAGGGUGGUCAUCGGACACGUAAAAUUUAAAACCCAUACAAUUCCUAUUUGUGGGGCCAAACAGUGAUGAGUAAUAAGGCUGCACGAUAUAUCGUUUGAGCAUCGUCAUCGCGAUGUAUGUGUGUGCAAUAGUCACAUCGCAGAGCCUGCGAUGUCGGAGGUGAAUGAACUCAUCUAAUUUCAAGGGUAGCUGACUGAGAUACACUUGCAUGUGACUCUGCAUGUGCUGUGCAGCGAUCCACCGAUCACCACCCCUGCACAUGUCCUGCACAUGGAGUGAGUUGCUGGCACUACCGGAGUUGAGCUGAGAAACGUGUGUCCACUGAGAAUUACUUUCAGAACACUACUCAUCACUGUUUAGCCCCACAAAUAAGAAUUGUUUGUGUUUUGCAUGCAAUUAUAGAUAGAUAGAUAGAUAGAUAGCUAGAUAGAUAGAUAGAUAGAUAGACUUUAUUGAUCCCAAAAAAUACUAAAAAUACUGAGUAUAUAAAAUAAAUACAGACUAAAUAUUCUAAACAUCCUAAGAGAUAAAAGUGAGAUAUGAAGAACAUGGGCUAUUGAAAUGAGUAAUAAAUAUGAAAUGCAAAGUAUUACAGAUGGGGUGAUAGAUAUACAGAAAAUUUAAGGUGCUCAGUAAUGUGAUGUGGUAGGAGUUUUAAAAAUGGACUAUACAGCAGACAGAUGUGAGUCCCUGUCUGACAGAAGAGAAUUAUUACAUUGUGCAAUAGCUUGUGGAAGGAACGAUUUCCUGUAUCUGUCCCUUCGACAGCAGAGCUGCAACAGUCUGUUGGAGAAGGAGCUCCACUGUCUGUCCAGAGUGAGGUGGAGAGGGUGGUCAGGGUUAUCCAUGAUGGAUAACAGUUUGUUCAGUGUCCUCCUCUCCACCACAACCUCCACAGUGUCCUGUUUGCAGCCAAUCACGGAGCCAGCCUUCCUGAUCAGUUUGUUGAGUCUGUUGGUGUCACUGGCUCCGAUGCUGCUCCCCCAACAAACCACGGCAAAGAAAAGUACGCUGGCCACCACAGACUGGUAGAACAGCUAGAGUCUGCUCAUCCCCUUCUUGUAGACAGCGUCGGUGUUGGGUUUCCAGUGCAGUCUGUUGUUGAUAUGGACGCCCAGGUACUUGUAGACCUCCACUUCCUCCACAUCUUCUCCCAGGAUGCACAGCGGCUGUGAAGCCGUCCUCUUCUUCCUGAAGUCGAUGACCAUCUAUCUGGUCUUGGUGACAUUCAGCCUCAGGUGAUUGCGUCCAGCCCACUCCACAAAGUUAUCCACCACUGUUCUGUACUCCCCAUCCCUUCCCCUGCUUAUACACCCAACAACAGCCGAGUGACUUGACUCGGAGUUGUACUGAAAGUCAGUGGUGUACAAGGUGAAAAGAAAAGGGGACAGCACAGUCCCCUGUGGAACUCCUGCUUCACUGACCACCAUGUCAGACAGAACACUGCCCAGACAGACAAACUGUGGCCUGUCCGUCAGGUAGUCGGUGAUCCAUGAGACAAUGGAGGUGUCGACACCCAUCACCCACAGCUUCUUACCCAGCAGCAGUGGCUGGAUGGUGUUGAAAGCUCUGGAGAAAUCAAAGAAGGUGAUUCUCACAGUGCUGCCACCACCAUCCAGAUGCAGAUGAGCUUGUUGCAGCAGGUAGAUGACAGCAUCGUCAACUCCCAAAUGGGGCUGGUAGGCAAACUGUCGAGGGUCUAAGAGCUCCUUCACCUGCGGCCUCAGGUGGGCCAAGACCAACCUCUCCAGCACCUUCAUUAGAUGGGAAGUGAGGGCAACUGGUCAUUAGUCAUUGAGGUCAGAUGGAGUCGACUUCUUUGGGACAGGAACGAGACAGGACAUCUUCCACAGCACUGGGACUCUCUCUUGACUCAGGUUCAGGUUGUAGAGGUAUUGGAUGACAGAAGACAGCUAGCUGGCACAGGUCCUCAGGAUCCUAGGGCUGAUGCCAUGAGGUCCUGCUGCCUUCCUCUGGUGGAGCCUCUCCAGCUGUCUCCUAACCUGGCCCGUAGUCACGGUCAUGUGGGGGUGGGGUGAGGGGGAGGGGGUGCUGAUGUCUCUAGUGGAGGGGGAGGUUAAGGGAGAGGGGGAGGAGGGGUGCUGCGCAGGAUUGCUCACCACAGGGGGGAGAGGGGGGAGGAGUUGAUGUGGUGAGGGAGUGUGGGGGACUGAGUGUAUGAGGGAGACAGACGGCUGUGAGCUGAACCUAUUAAAGAAAGUGUUCAGCUUGUUGGCUCUCUCCAGGCUGCCUGAUGGUUGCCUUUGUCUCCCUUUACAACCUGUGAUGUGCUUCAUCCCAGUCCACACCUCCCUCACAUUGUUUUGCUGGAGUUUGCCUUCAGCUUCCUCCUGUAGGUGUCUUUACACCCUCUCAGUUUCUCCCUGAGUUCAUGCUGCUCUCUCCUCAGCUCCUCUCUGUCACCAGAUUUGAAAGCCCUCUUCUUAUUAUUAAGGAGGGCUUUCAGGUCACUGGUGAUCCAUGGCUUAUUGUUGGGGAAGCAGCGGACAGUCCGGUUUGGGAUGGUGGAGUUUUCACAGAACCCGAUAUAUUCUGUGAUGCAGUCUGUCAUGCUGUUGAUGUCCUCCCCGUGUGGCUCACAGAGUACACCCCAGUCUGUUGAUUUGAAGCAGUCCUGCAGUGCCUCAGCAGCCUCCUCAGUCUACCUCCUCACCGUCUCCUCCACAGCUCCUCCAGGAUGUCGGGCCUGGCUCCGGGCUGCAGCACAGGUUUACUCAGCGCAAUCAGCUGAUCAUGCGUGUAAAUAAAGCGCUCACCGUAGCGUCUGUGAACCUCAGUUGCCAUGAGUUCUAAAGUGUCAAAAAGUGUCCAGAAAAAUGGACAGAAAAGUUCAAAAAGGACAAAAGUCGGUGUAUCAAGUAGUAAGACACUACCUGGUGAAGACACAUAUGUGUCAGGACAAAAAUGAAAGAGAAAAAGAUACAAAAGUAUAAAACACUCGGGAGCUGCUGUAACAGGCAGCACGGCGCCACAGCCUGAAGAAAAUUCUUGAAGGACAUGCGUUUCUCAGCACAAUCCCGGUAACAACAACAACAACCGCAAACUGAGCAACAAACAGAGAAAACCACAGAAGAUGAAGACUUGUUGCCAAAAAGAAAAGGAAAGUCAGUUAUGUGUAAUUAUUUCGGUUACAAGAUGGAUGAUGUUGACCAAAACACGUGUUCUGUGUUCAUCUGUUGCCACAAUAACAUCCUAGCACAAUAAAAGCUAAAAAUAUCUCUGAGACAAACAAAAGCCAUUCUACUAACAUUCACAAAAAGAGGUAAGAUCAGUGCAGGUUAACUGUCCUCAAGAUCUCAGCAGUGCAGCAUAACAUUAAGUGCUAUUCAGGUCAUCUGGUGAAAAUUCCUGUAUUUUUUAAUAUCGCAAUAUAUAUCGCAGGGUUGAAAAAAAAUGUUAGUUUUUUCCAAUAUCAUGCAGCCUUAAUGAGUAAUGUUCCGAAAGUGGGCGUGCGUUUCUCGGUACGGCACUGGCAGCGUCAGCGUCUCACUCCAUGUGCAGGGGCAUGGUUUCCUUCACUCUGAUUUUGAUUGACAGCUGGCAGGGUUGUCUGAUUGGCAACUGAGUAAAGAACAAAUGUGAUUGAUGGAUCGCUGCACAGCACAUGCAGAGUCACAUGCAGUGUAUCUCAGUCAGCUGGCCUUGAAAUUAGAUGAGUUCAUUCGCUUCCUACAUCGCAGGCUCUGCAAUGUGACUAUCGUGCACGUGUACAUAACGAUAUAUCGUGCAGCCCUCAAUAAUACCUGACUUGCUUCCUGACUUACUGUGAAAUCCAUUUAGUCAGUGAGACUGACAGUUUCGGCGAUAAACUGUGUUUCUGUGUCAUCCAGGGGCUUUUUUUAAUCCCACAAAGAAGAUCAGUGUAUUUACAGAGACUGUCUGGGUUAAAUCACUCAAAACUAAAGGAAAUCUGUGAUGAUUUUUGGAUUCAAUUUCAGGAAGCAGUGUCAUCGCUAGCCAACUAUGCUUAAUAGAGGCCGCCAUGUUUGUUUUGGUCAGUUGACCAAUCAUAGGUUGUAUCAGUUAUCAGCUGACCUGUAAAGUUCCAAUCAGAAGCCAGUCUUCCUGUUUUCAGCAGAGCAGUUAAGAUAAUGGUGAUAACAACGAUUCAGACUUUGUAGCACUUCAUCAGAGACCCUCAAUGCACUUUACAUUGGAAACAUCUUUCAUACAACGACAUGGGGCCUAUUCUACGAAGCAAGUUCGAGCUUGGAGCUACCUCGCUCAACUUAGCGCGGUAGCCAGCUGUCUUGCUAAACGGUCUUACGACGCUGGUUAUCAACCUCGUAAGAGGAUCCAGCUUUGCUAUGAGCGCAUGCACGCAUGUAAGGCGGGGCCCGCUGCAUCUGACCAAUCGCGAACAUGGACCAGUCUGGAGCGUCAGAGCAGGCCGGAGAGCGAAGGACCGCGUACUUUACAAACGAGGAGCAGGAGACGAUCAUGAGAAAGUAUGAAGAAUUCAAAUCUAGCAUAAACCUCAAGUGCAACACCAUCGCCGCUGCAAAAGCACGGCGGGAAUGGUGGCAGAAAAUUGAUCUUUGAUGCCAUUAUCACCCUGAAAUAGCACUGUUCAACGUGCGCUUUUAACUAAGGUGACCAGACGUCCCCGGAUUGGAUGAUCUGUCCCCGGCUAAAGCUGUCCCCGAAAAUGUCCCUGAUUUAAGCGUUUCGUGGAUGAGAAAAAAAAUGUUGCAUGUAUGCUAGAACAACGGUUAUUACAGUAGGUAGGAAGCACAAGUAAGCAGUCCGGAACAACAGUUUUUACUGAGGUUAUUCCAAGGGUUGUGCGCUGUUACUAAAUAGUACUGAGAUGUUGUCUGUUAUCACGCAGCCCAUGCAGCCCCUGCAGUCCCUGCAGCCCCUGCCCAUUUAUUUCCAAGAUGAAUUCAUUCAUUUGUUCAUUCCUAUCGUGUUUACAUUUUUUGUGUGAUAUCUGGGCCAUAUGAGCCUUUCAUAAAGGUGGUCAUCCGGAAAAGUAAGUGUGUCCGUGCGGUCCCUGAAAACUCUUGCGCACCGGAGUGCUCCUCAGACGAUGCGAGCACCGAGGUCUAUAGGAUCCUUCAAGAACAGACAAGCCAUUUUUCAAGACAGCUCAUUGGUCAGUGGGUGGGGUUUUUAUACUCAGUGAGUUCAACCUGGAACCUAACCUGCCCCGGAGCAGGUUAGCCAUUCAGCGUACGUUGCCAAGGAGACUCGCCUUGCUAAGAAGUGAACCUGCGUCGUAGAACAGGAAACCCCGAACUUACCCUCUAAGUUACCUCGCUAAGCAGUAAUCCUGCUUCGUAGAUUAGGCCCCUAGUAGUGGUAAACUACCUUAAUAGUCACAGCUGCUCUGGGGCAGACUGACAGAAACAUGGCUGCCAGUUUGCAUCAUCACCAAACAUCACUCACAAUCAAACCAGUGGAGGACACAUACCAGGAGCAAGGUGGGUUAAGUAUCUUGCCCAGGGACACAAAGGGCAGACAAGGAAUAGAGUGGAAUCGAACCACCAACCCUCCAGUUAUUGGACGUCUGCUCUAUCUCCUGCACUACUGCCGCCCUGAUAGAUGAUAAAAGUAGUAAGACAAUUUGUGUUGUUGACACCUGUUGAGGCCUUGAACUUAAGCUUAGCUUGAUUUCUAUCAGGUGUUGAGAUAGGUGAGUGUUGGACUUUGUAGGGCAACCCUACAGCUCCAGUGUUUUGAAAUGUGUGAACCAGACAGCAGAUGCAUUAUUGAGUGUGUAUAUCUGGAAAUAUAAUACAGUGAUCAUUUGUGAUAUGAUCUUUCUGGCACAAUAACAUAGAGUCCAUCACGGUAAAAUUGACAGGUGACAGAAGUAACUUUGUGUUUUUUUUAAAUCACAUCUUUGGGCUGUUCUAUUUCUUUAUUGGAAAGGAUAGGAUUUAUGUAUGAGGUAUGCAGGGCAUUGACCUUGACUGCUGGGUCAGAGUUCUUCAGAAGGGAAAAACAGGUCUGCAUGUAUUGGCAUUACUAUCAGCCAAAAUUAGUCAGAAAAUAUAGUAAUGUUCAAUAUCCCUGUGCUAAACCUGGAAUAUUUUGAGCGAUCUCUUUAAAAUCAGUCAAGAUUUAAAAGCAUUUUUUUGUAUGCCGGGUUUUAAAUGAGCUUUUUUUAUUUUUAUUUUUUGGAGUGGUUUGGAACCAACAUUAUUCCCACUUCAUAAAUGCUGAACAAACAUCCUCCUGUGUGGUGAUAUGUGGGUGAUGUAAAGAUGUGCAACGCAACAUGCAAUGACAAAAUAUUGGACUGAAAAGCUAAAUGGCAUCGGUUUCUGUGCCAUUUUCCUUAAUAUACAAAAACACAUUUAUCUAACCUCUGCAAAUAAUAAAGUAAUCGAAUCUCCUGCAGGCAGUGGGUACAUCGUCAAUUUAAUCCACUUGGAAAGCAUUUGAAGAAAACAAAAUUUAAUUCUCUAGGUGCUAAGAUAUGCAUAAACAGUGUCAUUUAUGAAUGAAAAACUGAUUCAGCAGUGUACAGUGACGUUUAGAAGUCCUGCUGAGACGUCUGACCCAGAAAACAAGCUCAGAACCCCAGAAAAUCACUCACACACUCUGCACCUCUAUCUUAAAUUGGUUCUGGCAGAAAUGAAGGAAUCCAUAGUUAACUUUCUCCUGUCUGGUUUUAAUUUUGUUGUUAUAGUUUCAGAUAUCUGAAAAUUAAAAUUGCAACACGCAGCACUGUUAUUUUUGAUUUAAAGUGCCAAACUGGGUGUCUAACAGCUCCACUUGAAGACAUGCUUGUCCAACCAUGACUUCUGUGCUGUUCAGCAGAGCUUCUCCUCUUCCUUUUCCUGCUGUAAUUGAAUGACAUAUUUAACCAGACAGCAGCCUCCAUGUUUGAACCAGUGAAGGUCAGGGCAAACAGUUUCAGCUCCAGCUGUUACUGCUUGACCAAGAGAUUUUGUGUAGGUAGUGUUGCAGUUUUUGGGGGUUAAUAGUUUACCCUUGCCUAAGAAACAAUAGCCCUUUUGCACUUUUUUUUGCCAAAGACACUACAGGCCAAAAGUUUGGAAGCAAGAUCAGAUUUGUACAAAAAAAGAUCAUACUUUCAUAUACAUGAUUUGCAACACAAUAAACAUGACUAUUGUGUAAAGAGUAACUUUUCAGAAGACAUUUUGACUAUAAUUAUUAGGUAUUUGAGUUAUUGUUGCUUAGACUUUGCUUUCUUUAAAGUAACCUCCUCUGGCUUUAACAACAGCUUGGCAUAUACCAGGCAUUCAUUCCACAAGUUUUUAAAGGCAUGUUCCAGGGAUUGCAUUCAAAGCUUUCUUAAGUUCAUUAAAAAGAGACUGCUGAUUCGUGGGACGCGUUUUUUGGACCGAUCGAUCCAAUUCAUCUCGCACAAGCUCAAUUGGAGAAAGGUAUGGAGACUGAGGGGGCCAAACCAUAUUUUGAAGAACACUUUCCUCUUCUUUUUUGUCUUGGUAACCCUGACAGAGCUUGGCAGAGUGCUUAGGGUCAUUGUCUUGCUGCAAAACAAGCUUAUGAGCCACGAGUCUGAGUCCAGAUGGAAUAGCAUGGUGCUUGAUAGUGGUGUGUCGGUCAUGAACGAACGGAUCAAAAGAACUAGUUCUUUUUGGUGAACGAAAUGAACGAGGUCAUCCCCCCUAAAUGAUCCGUUCAGUCCGUUCAGUUCUUUUAAAUUUUGCUGAAGAGUCAGUUCACCGUUCCUUAGGGCGGGACUGUCUCCGUGCUUGCCUGUCUUAUCCUAUCGUCACGCUCUGUGGGUGGGUGGGGCUCAGAGAAGCAGCAGCAGUACUGAGCUGACUGAAAGACCAGGACCGAUGACCAACUCAGUUUCCGUCUUUUCAGUCAGCUCAGUCUGACCGAGAGAUUGACCGACUCUCAGACUGACUGAGUACAAGCGUUCACUCUCUGCGAGGUGCUGUCAGCCUGUCACUUGCCGACCAACUUGCGAAUGCAACAGGAUGUACUGAAUAAAAUAAACUAAAAGGCAUGCAGGGGGUAUCCGUACUCACGAGUCCAACAAACAGUGCCGCGGCCGCCACGCGAGCCGGCAGCCGAGCGAGCGGGACAGUCACACACACAGGCACACAGCUGCUACUGCAGCCAGAGGCAGAGACUCACUAGCAGAAGGUUUAGCAUGCCAAGCUAACAAACAGCAGUUGAUAAGAGUAUGCAGGGUUGCUUGAGGCAGCCUGAUGCGUUUGUCCAGCAAAAUAUCCUGAUGCUGUACAGUGUCUGUGUACAGACACAUCUGUAUUCAGCCACCAUUUGAAUUAGUACCAACACGUAAUGUGCUAGCCUAGAUAUAUAGCUUGGUUUAGCUGGGUCAACAUGCCGAUGUUUCGGUGUAAAAAGUGACCCUGUUACCUGGAGACUUUCGAAAAAAUGCGCAUGAGAUUGUCCAAAGUCGCACAGCUGUUGAAUACGUAUCCUUAGAUCUCUCUGUGUUUUGAAUGUCAGCAAAGACGUAUCUGUUGGAAAUGCUUGAUUUUAUUGUCACAAAGGGAGCUAAGAGGCUCUCGUUCUCUCACGGGAACACCAACAAGCUCAGGCUCCCUUUCAGCUCAAUCAGGGAGGAGUUCAUAGUGGCAUGGACACGGGAACACCUGCAGUACUCAGGAUCCAGGGACACCAAAGUGUCUGGGGCUGGAAUCGUGGUGAGGACAGGGAGAAAGUGGAGGGCAGCCAAUGCAGUCCAGCAAGCUGAGUCUCGGCUGAAGCACAAGGCUAUCCCCGGCACAGUGGCACAAGGCAGAGCGAGACUUGGGAUGGCAACAUCCCCUGCCAGUGGGAGGGAGAGACAGAGGCUGGUGCAGGAGGAGGUGCGAGCUUCAGUGGAGGAGGAGCGAACCAGCAGAGCAGUGGCCAUGAAGCAGCAAGGAGCCUGGAUGAAGUGGGAGCAGACGUUGGAGCGGCACAUCACCUGUAAGGACAUCUGGCAGUGGAACCAUCAGAGGAUCAAGUUCCUAAUCCAAGGGGUGUAUGAUGUCCUCCCAAGCCCAUCUAACCUGCACAUCUGGGGCAAAAUGGAGACACCUCCAUGCACUCUAUGUUCCAAGACGAGGACAUUGGAGCACAUCUUGAGCAGCUGCUCCAAGGCACUGAGCGAGGGUCGCUAUCAAUGGAGACAUGAUCAGGUCCUAAAAUCCAUAGCUGAGGCAAUCAACAAGGGGAUUAAGGACAGCCGAUUCACCCAAGCUACAGCCAAGGCCAUCCAGUUUGUGAAGGCAGGACAGAAGCCAGGGAAAGCGCCAAAGAACUGCUCUGCUGGGUUGCUCUCCACGGCCCAAGACUGGGUGAUGACAGUUGACCUAGAGAGGCAGCUGAGAAUACCACCGCACAUCACCCAGUCCAAAUUGAGACCAGACAUCAUCCUGGUCUCUGAGGCUACAAGGCAACUGGUCAUGCUCGAGUUAACAGUUCCAUGGGAAGAUAGGAUGGAGGAGGUGCAAGAGAGGAAGAGGGAGAAGUACCAGGAGCUGGUGGAGGACUGUCAAAAGAACGGCUGGAGGACCAGAUGCAUGCCAGUGGAGGUGGGGAGCCGGGGAUUGGCCAGCCACUCCCUGAGCAAGGCUUACAGCACACUAGGCAUGACAGGAGCCCAUCACAAGAGAUCCAUCAACAGCAAUGCAAAGGCUGCAGAGAAAGCGUCGAGAUGGCUCUGGCUGAAGAGGGGAGAGAGGUGGGGGGAGUAGAAUGCCACUUGGACACAGGCUGGGGUCUGAUCAGCCUCGGUCGGGUCGCCUGGACGAGGGUGUCUGUUGUGAGACCCGAAACACCCAGUGACUCCAGGAAACAACACUGAUGAUGUGUCUAAGUCAGUGCAUCAGGUGAUGUUUGUAAAACCGUUCGUUCAGAGUCUGAACAGAUCUCCCCCUGCAUAAACCCGGUCAGCCGUGUCGAGUCAGUCCGUUCACUCACGUUCACGUUUGUUGAGCGAAUGGACUGACUAACGACCAAAAGACCGAAAUGAACGGAUCUUUUUAAUGAACAAACCGGAAUGAUCCGGUUCACUGAAAUGAACGGUUUUGCCCACCACUAGUGCUGGAGGAUGGAGUGGUACUGUUCCUUCUUCAUGAUACCCUUUACUUCAAACAAAUCUCCUACUCCAUCACCUGCAAAACAUCCCCAUACCAUGGAACUACCACCUCCACGCUGAAUUGUGGGUGUAACACAUGGUGCUUUCAGACGUUCCCAUGUUUAUCCUCUGCUUUUGUAGUAACUCUCUUUCGUCCAGGUCUUUUUCUAUCAUCAUAACUUCCAGGUUCCUCUCGUCUCUUCAGAGUGUAGUGGACUCCUUUGUUAAACACCUUUAGUUGUUUUGCAAUUUCUCUUUCGGUGUAUCCGUCUUUCCUCAGUGUACAAAUCUGUACUUUUGUUUCUUUACUCAGUUGCUUCUUUCUAGCCAUUUUUGGGGUAGUUUGAAUGCAGUUGAGAUUUAUUAGGAUUUUUGUAUGCAAACUCUCAAAAGCCCAAAAGUUGAAGUGAAUAAUCCAACUGUGCUUUUUUGCUUUUGCACUGAAGUUGUGACUCUUGCAAAUGUUUCCAACCCUAAAAUUAAGCCCUUAUUAUCUUUUUCUGACAUAUAUUUAGCAAUGGUCUGUUAACAUCAAUGUAUAUCUAAAGGUAAAUGGAGUAAAAUGGUGCAUUUCCAUGAAAGCAACAUCUGAUCAUGGAGUAAAUACAUCCCAAAAUACAUACAACUCAUGCUGGAUUUUAAAAAAAGCAUUGUGAACAAAAACUUGAAGUUACUCCCAACUGUUCGGCCUGUAAUGGCCUUGCUUCCAAACUUUUGGCCUGGAGUUUACAUCUGCAGCUAAACAGUAUGUAUGGCGUCACUGUUCAUAAAUAGUUCAGUGGUCUAGAGCAUCUCUCUUUCAAUCAAAUCUAACAAACAGAAACAUCUUACAUCCUAUUUGACUAUCUGCCUAUCGUCUAUCGAAAGUCUCAGGUAAAUCUAGGAGUUUUACUGAAGUCACAGUGGAGUCGCAGCAUGCUCCCGUCAUCUCGAUCGUUAAGUCGAAGGUGGUAAUCUGCGCUGUUUCAUAUUAGUCUUUUCCUAGUCUUGGGUUUGCGAUAAUACCAAAUGUGUUUGAUAUUAAUCGCAGGUGCAAUGUCGUAACACAACCAACAACCAAUAGAUGAGCUCUGACAAAAGUGGAAAAGGAAUCUGACAGUCAAAACAAGUAUAACAAUGUAUAUAGAAUUACUGGCGAUAAAAUGUCAAAAGUGGACAGUCCAGAAAGAGGAGCGGAUUGUGGGGCUUUGGGCAGAUCAGCCUUGCCUAUUCAACAUCAACUGUAGGGUUUCCCCAACAUGUAACGGUGCACCGCCACAGCUAAUUAAAAGCCGCCCCACCUCAAAAAUAUUUUUUUAAUGCGCUACUUUUACUCAGUAUGUAUUAUAUGCAGUGCACAUGGGCUUCAACUUGGUACUCACUAAUGCUGAUUAGUGAGUAUAGAGUACCGCUAAGAUAUGCAUAAACAGUGUCACAUGGUAAAAAACAGUGUCACAUAGAAAACUCUCUACCACUCUGGACUGUAUAUGUUAAACCUGUCAUAGCUGAGCAGAUAAGGAAAUAAUCGUUCACUUUGUUAUACAAGCAUGAAAUUUGGUACAUAUACUCUUCAAACCCCACUCUUUUCAAAAAUAACAUUAGCCAUGCAAAAUUCCAAGACGGCGGCCCCAAAAUCCAAGAUGUCCGCCCCAAAAUGUGGUUUUUCCUUUACAACUCAAAAUGACUUGAUUUUAAGCCCCAUACAUAUAUUGAAGUUGAAUAUAAAGUUGUUUUUGCAGACAUUUUGGUACCUAGUACAUCUCUGUAUCCAUUACGGUUCUUGAGAUACAGCAUAUAGAUACUUGUACAGAAUUGGCAGAGUCAGAAAUUUGUAACACCGAUUGUUGUUACGUGCAUAUGGUUAUAUGAAAAUAUCAUUUCCAUUAUCUGUUAUUUUCAUUAGGGUUAUAUCAUGAAAUUCGAAAACCAAGAUGGUGUCCAAGAUGGCUGCCAUUGCCUUGAAGUAAUCAUGAAUUCAGCAGAGAUGAAUCAUGAAUUCAGAAGGAUGAAACUUGUCAUAAAAAGUUAAAAAAUAGGCAUUUUGUGACAAUUUUCUGAUUUUUGUUAUGGUGUUAGGUAUGUGUAUAAGGUUUUAAAAAUCCACCGCAAACGAUAUGGGUACGCCCCCCUAGUGGUUUGUUUGCCCAGAAUCCAAAAUUCAACACCUCAGUUUGAAACCCAAAGUAAGUGAUAGAAGAGAUUUUUCAAUGGAUUCUGUUACUAUUGGGUAUGGGGAGUGGCUACUCUCUGGCUACUUGCGGGGGAGGCCACGUGGAGGCUGUCUCCACCCCCUUUUUUUUUUUUUUUUUUUUUUUGGGCUCUUUUUAAAUAAAUCUCUUCUAUCACUUGUUUUGGGUUUCAACCAUAUACUAAACUAUCUAACAUUAAAUACCAUGCAAACCGACCACUAGGGGAUGCACUCAACUUGUUUGCGGUGUUUUUUAAAAACCUUAUCAUAAUAAUAAUAAUAAUAAUACAUUUUAUUUGAAGCGCCUUUCACUCACUCAAGGACACUUUACAGAACAUAUAAAACAAUAAUAAAACACUAUUAACAAUUAAAAUCAUCAAUCAUCAAAACAGUUAAAAUCAACAAAGCAACAUUAAAACAUGAACAACAGCAAAGGAAUAAAUAAAGAAAUGAAUAAUAGCAAUUGAGAUUUAAUUUAAAAAAGUGAGUUAGGGGUGGUGGGAGGGAUAGGCCAGUUUAAACAGGUGUGUCUUGAGUUUGGACUUGAAGAGGGGGAGGGAGUCUAUGUUGCGGAUGUGUGAUGGUAAAGAGUUCCAGAGUCGGGGGGCAGAGCGACUGAAAGCUCUGCCCCCCAUGGUGCUGAGGUGAACAGGGGGCACAGUGAGGUGGAGAGAGGAAGAGGAUCGGAGGCGGCGUGAUGGAGUGGCGAGGUUGUGGGUGGCUUUAAAGGUAUACAGGAGGAUUUUGAACUGGAUUCUAAGUGGGACCGGGAGCCAGUGGAGUUGCUGUAGGAUGGGGGUGAUGUGGUGGGACGAAGGAGUUUUGGUGAUGAUCCGGGCAGCGGAGUUGUGGACGAGUUGAAGUUUAUGGAAAGACGUGUGAGGGAGACCGAAGAGGAGCGAGUUACAGUAGUCCAGACGGGAGGUGACGAGACUGUGGACGAGGAUGGAGGUGGAGUUGGGGGAGAGGGAGGGACGGAGCCGAUUGAUGUGGCGGAGGUGGAAGUAGGCAGUCCGAGUGGUAUGGCUGAUGUGUGAUUUGAAAGAAAGAGUACUGUCAAGGACGACACCCAGACUCUUGACCUGAGGUAAGGGGGAAAGUGAGGAACUGUCGAUGGGAAGGGAGAGACUGUCAACUUUGGAUAGGGUGAAUUUUGAACCUACUAGAAGAAUUUCUGUUUUCUGACUGUUAAGUUGGAGAAAAUUGGCGGUGAACCAGGAUUUAAUUUUGGAUAGGCAGGUGAUGAGGGAGGUGGGUGGGAGGGUGGAGUUUGGUGAGCUGGAGAGGUAGAGCUGGGUGUCGUCCACGUAGCAGUGAUAUUGAAUGUUGAAUUUAUGGAAGAUGGAACCAAGGGGGAGGAGGUAGGUGAUGAACAGCAGGGGCCCCAGGACAGAGCCCUGGGGCACACCUGAACUGACUGGGGAGGGGUCGGAUUUGAAGGAUUUGAGCUGUAUGAACUGUGUGUGGUCUGUGAGGUAGGAGUGGAACCAGCGGAGGGGAGUGUGGGUGAUGCUGAUGGAGGAGAGUCUACGGAGGAGGAUGGGAUGGGAGAUGGUGUCAAAGGCUGCACUGAGGUCGAGGAGGAUGAGGAUGGAAAGUGAACCGGAGUCAGCUGCAGUGAGAAGGUCAUUGGUGAUUUUUAGCAGUGCGGUUUCGGUGCUGUGGCGGGGGCGAAAACCAGAUUGGAAGGGGUCGUAGAGGGAGUUCUGGGUUAGGUGGGUGUGUAGUUGGUUGGUGACGACCUUUUCCAGUAUUUUGGCUGUAAACGGUAGAUUGGAGAUGGGGCGGAGGUUGUUGAAGUUAUUGGGAUCAGAGCCAGGCUUUUUCAGGAUAGGGGUGAUGGCUGUUGUCUUGAGGGAUGCGGGAACAGUUCCAGUGGUGAGUGAGGAGUGAAUGAUGGCAGAUAUGAGAGGAAGAACAGAUGGGAGGCAUGAUUUGACCAGUGUGGUGGGAAGGGGAUCCAGCUGACAGGUUGAGGGUUUGGAUUUACGGAUGAGAUCGUAGAUUUCAGAGUCGUCGGGGAGAAGAAAACUGGAGAAGUACUGAUGGUGUGGCAGGGGAGUUGGUGGGUUCGGAGGGGGUCCAGGGGGGAGAGAGCCUGAGUGUAGUUGUUGGUGGAUAGUAGAGAUUUUUUCAUUAAAAAACUGCAUUAGGGUGUUGCAGGUGUCGGUUGAAUACAAGUGGGGAGGGAGGGAGUCCGGUGGCUGGAGAGAUUUGUUGAGGAGAGUGAAUAGUGAUCUGGUGUUUCCUUUGUUAGAGAUGAUCUUGGCGGAGUAGUGGUCUGUCUUUGCUUGAGAGAUUGAGUGUUUUGACUGGAGUGAGGGAGUUGAGGAUGUUAUUUAAACAGGUGUUGUAAUGGGAUGUUAUGUCAUCAGGGGUAGCGGAACAGUCCGGGAUCAAAGAGUGUCAAUGUUUAUGUUCUUAAGGUUGCGGAAUGAAAUGAGGCGUGGUGAAUUAAUUCUAGUGAGGCAGAGAGGAAUACUGAAGGAGAUGAGGAGGUGGUCACUUAAAUGGAGAUCAUCAGCUGUGCAGUUGGAUGGGAUGAGGCCAGAGCAGCAGAGUAGAUCCAGAGUGUGUCCUUUAGUGUGUGUCGGGAAGUUGAUGAAUUGAUGGAGUCCAAAACUGUCAAGGCAUGAUGAGGAGUCUCUGGUGAGGGGCAGGUUGGGGUUGUCUAUGUGUAUAUUGAAGUCCCCCAGUAUUAUUGUGUUUGGUGAGAGUGUGCAUAGAUGGGUGAGUAGAACAGAAAAGUCAUUUAAGAAGUCAGAGUGGGGCUUGGGGGGGCGGUAGAUGGUGGCAAUGAUGGUGGGAGUGGGCCCAGGGAGUGUAAGUGCCAGAAGUUCGUAGGAGGAGAAAAGAGGCAGGGACAGCGGUAGAACUUUCCACUUCUUGUGGUGGAUGAUGGCGAUACCUCCACCACGGCCAUGGCUGCAGGGGUGGGAGAGGUAGGUGAAGUCCGGGGGGGUGGAGUCGUUGAGUGAUGAGAAGUCAUUUGGUUGUUGCCAUGUUUCAGUGAUGCAGAGGAAGUCCAGCUUGCGGUCAGUGAGGAGAUCGUGGAUGAUGUGUCCCUUGUUGGUGAGUGAGCGGAUGUUGAGGAGUCCAAGGUUGACAGAGGUAUUGUCAUGUUUGGUGUGGAAGGGAGCCGGCAUGGAUGGGCUUGCUAAAACAGAGUGAUUGACAGUCCGGGUGGUGUUUCUAUCAGAGUGGUGUCUGUUGGUGAUAUGGACAGGAAUAGGGAGGAGAUGGAUGCUACUGUAAUUAUUUGGGAGUGGGGAAAAGAUGACGGGAAGACCUGUGGCCGAGGGAGUCGGUGACAGAAUUUGCCAGCAGGGGGAGCUCAGGGGAGGACCUGUCAACAGUGGGUGCACCACAGAGGGGGAGGGGUGUGUGUGUGGGGGGGAAGUAAAUAGUCAGUCACAUGGGAAACAGUGUACAGUGUGCUGCAGGUUAGCCGCUAACAUGCGGCUACCUGUGGUGUUCGGGUGGAUACCAUCCGAUUUAAAAAGGGACGAACGGUUCCAAAAAAGAUUAAAAUUGUCCACGAAGGCAAAGCCAUGGGCUUGGCAGGCAGAUUGGAGCCAGGUGUGCAAGCUAAGCACUCUGCUGAAGCUCCCGCACCCAUGACCAGAAGUGGGAAUGGGACCGCUGAUAAAAACAGACAGUUCACAGUUCUUCAGGAAGUUAAAAAGUUGGGUAAAAUGGUCCUUCGUGAGCUCGGUCUGGUGGAGGGAUGUGUCAUUAGUACCGACAUGGAUUAUGAUUCUCUGGAUGGAAGUUGGCAGAGAUUUUAACAGAGUGGGGAGGAGUGUUAAAAUGUCAAGGACCCUCGCACCAGGGAAACACCGCGUGAUGGCGUUAAAAAAGCGGAUGUUUCUCAUGAUGGAGUCGCCCACAAUUAAAGUCAUCGGAGGGAAAAGUGGACGUGGAGAUUGCGUGACUGGAGAGGAAUAUGUCGGAGGAGGGGGGGAACUCACCAAGGAGGACAUUGGAGACGAGACGGGAGGGACACGGGCCAGCCGCGGUGCAGGUGUGAAGCACGGCACUAAGCGCCGCCGGAGGGCCCCAGCGUGCGGAUGGUCGGGCAUGCGAGGCGGACAGGACGGGGACGGCGGAGAGCUGGAGGACCUGUGAGACAGCCGGGUGGACAUCGGCUGGGAUCCCGCGGGCAGUGGGGGGAGUCAUGGAGGUCCAGGAUGUUAAACGUGUUCUCCAGGUGGAGGUGGAAGAGGGGAGACUGAGGUGGGAGCCUUGUUUUCCUGGUGCGGGCGGUGAUGCGGUACCAGUGCUCCUGCAGGUAUGGAGUGGAGCUAGCCGGAGGCUCUGGUUUAGCCUUGGGUUGUGCUCCCAGCCUUGUUGAGGAGACGUCGGGGGAGAGGGAUGGAUGAGCAGGCGGAGGAGAGGUGGUCGCAGCAGCCGGGAGAGAGGUGUUGGGAGCGGUGGGGUCUGGAUCCGAUGAGCCGGUGGAGCCGGGAUGUGGUGUUCUGAAGACGAUGGUGUCCAUGAGUUUCUUGGCUUCCUGGAUCUGGUAGAGGGUGGAGAUCCUUCGCUCAAGCUCCUGGAUCUUUUCCGCCAGACAGGCACAGCUGGCACAGCCGGAUGGAGAGGAGUGUGGAGCCAUGGCUGAAACAGAGAGAACAACAGCCAGCAGACAGCCAACGACACCAGGCAGGAUCUGAUAGAGGACAGUCUGGAUCGGGGAUUGAACUGUGAGAAGGACACUCACACGCCAGGUCUCUGACCUGGAGCCCGCACCGGUGAGGUAGCAGAUCAGACAACACGGGAGGAGACUUACCGGCGAGGGCCCCGGAAGAGGGCCCGCUGUUGGUCUCAGGUAAGUCUCUCUUUGCGGCGUUCCAGCCGUGGCCGAUGUGACCGGGGGUGUUUAUUUAAUCCGUGUGGGUAAUGAUGGUCGAUCGGUGUAUUCGGAUGGAUGCCCUUGGUAUCUGCAAUCAGUCUGUUAGAGUAGCUGCAGUCAGUCUGUUAGAGUAGCUGCACUCCACAGGGCGCCGCCAUCUUGGUCAUGUUGCAGCAUGUAUACCCAGCAUGUAUACCCAUACCUAACACUAUACUAAAAUCCAGAAGUUUACAAAAUUCCCAAAUUUUUCCAGAUCCCAUCUAAGCUAAGUACAGAAUUUAGACGUUGAUAAAAGCAGGUAUUUUAGUACCAUGUGCAUCUAUUACAGUUUGUAAGAUACAGCAUACUUACUGUGAGUUACACCUCACAGUUUCAACUGCACAGAGCUGUACACAUGAGACCCAAUUUGUAGCACUUGCACCUGCCACAACAGCCAGAUUUACAGCCACAUUUGGUGAGCUGUUCGCAUGUCUUGGCUAUCGGAGAGUUGGCUGUCCAGAAGACCUGCCAUUCCUCAUCAACCUUUUGCCAUCCCCAGUCUGCAUUGUCCUUUGCUUCUGGCUGACACUGGGUUGCCUGGGCCCACACACAACCAGCCUGAUAGGCAGCACGCCUGGUGUGUUGGAGUAGAGCUACUCUGGUUGGUGGGAUAGACCCAUAGGGCCUCUGCUUUCUGGCAAACAAGUCAAGCCUGGCCUCAUCCACAGUAGCAGCUGUGCUGGAUCUGUCAUACAUGUGAAUGACAAACUUCUCAAGCACCUCUGUGUCACAGUCCUCCACUGUGGGAGGGUAAAUACCCAGUUUGGCGAAUACAGGCAAGGAUUCUGGACAUAUGUCCCAUGUAUGCCAAGCCAUUUUUUUGCCUUUGUUGCGGAAGGCAGACACAGUGUCACAUCCUGUAAAGGCAUGGAAGAAGAGCAUGCCUUUGACCUUCUCCUGGCCAACAUGCUGAAAUAUGUCAUGCACACUGAUCCAGUGCAGAGUCUGACCUUGCCCAAAUGCAAGCCACAUAUGCUGUAGGCCAGCCUCUUGGAGACCGCUGAAUACACUUAUUGCUAAGAUCAGAACAUCUGUGUCAUUUGCCUUGAUCAUGAUGGAUUGGCUACCAGUUUCAUGUUUGGCGCGCACAAAGAUGCGGCUGUCCGCUUCCUCGUGAGAGCAUUUAUCCAGUCCGUCAAGACCAGUUGCAUGAGUGCUGAGGACAGCAGGUCCCUUUGUGACGACAUUUGUGCAACCUUGUCGGCAAGGGUGGAACAACUCUGUUUUGUCGUCAUUGUGCCUCAGGAAGUUAUGCCAGUUAGACAGCAUGGUGUUCAUAUUUAUUACCUUGUGUCUUCCCCCCUCGCCACGUUUGGACCUGGUCUCAGCUUUAAGGCUUGAUGGGUUUUUCACAUCAAAGACCAGAUGUGUCAUUGUGUACUUGCUGGAGUACAUGUAGAUCACAGGUAGGAAGUCGAGAACUGCAUAGUCCUCAAAAGUCUUGGAUCUUUUUGGUGGCAGGGCGUGGUCCAAAGCUGACCCAUCUACAAUGAGAACGUCUGCCUCAGGUUCCUUGUCAACUGGUGGGACAUAAUUCUCAAGGAUAGGGGUCAGAUGAGACUUCUGGCAAGUGUACAAUUUUCCACCCUUGCUCAAUGCAACAGGGAAGGACUGGUUCUCAUGCUGAAAGAACUCCUGGAGGUCAUGCUGAGUUACACAGCAGUGAUAUCACCAGUGUGCCCUGGUUGUGUGCCGAUAUUCACUCUAUUACAUCCGCAAACUUGUACUGUACAAACGUCUAAAUUCUGUACUGCAAUGGCCCCAUUGGAUGCAUAGACCAAAAAUAUGUGCAUGCCAAAAGUAAAUGUCUCAUAGUCACUAAGAUCGGAUUACUUCAAGGCAAUGGCAGCCAUCUUGGACACCAUCUUGUUUUUCAAAUUUAAUGUUAAUAGGCUCAUGAAAAUAAUAGAUAAUGGAAAUGAUAUUUUCAUAUAACCAUAUGCACGUAACAACAAUCGGUGUUACAAAUUUCUCUUCCAAUUCUGUACAAGUAUCUAUAUGCUGUAUCUCAAGAACCGGUUUACAGAGAUGUACUAGGUACCAAAAUGUCUGCAAAACACAACUUUAUAUUCAACUUCAAUAUAUAUAUGGGGCUUAAAAUCAAGUCAUUUUGAGUUAUAAAGGAAAAACCACAUUUUUGGGGCGGACAUCUUGGAUUUUGGGGCCGCCAUCUUAGAAUUUUGCGUGGCUAACGUUAUUUUUGAAAAGAGUGGGGUUUGACGAGUAUAUGUACCAAAUUUCAUGCUUGUAUAAAAAAGUGAACGAUUCGGGCUACAUUAUGCAUUUGUCUGCUCUACUAUCAGGAAAAUGAACUUCUGAACCAAAUUUCAUGACAAUUAAUCUCAUUUCUCAUGCUGUUUAACAUAAAAACACAACCUUUAACGUCAUAGUACUGAAUGCUGGGAGUCAUAAAUUCACAGUUUUUCUCCUUUAUGGAAGGACCACAGUGUUAGGUUGUGUAUGACACUCAAAUUUGUGAAUAAAUUAAGAAAUCUUUAAACUACUGUAUUUUAACUUAUUUUUACAAAUGGAAUAUUUAUUGUAUUUAAGUGAUGACACAUCCAGUAAAAGUUUUUGAAUAUUGACUGGUGAAUUACCAUGAGACUUUCAACUGAGUACGCUCCUGUCCUGACUUUACAAACGAUUGAUCUCAAGAAAACUAAACUGGGUUUUGUUCACAGGCAUAAAAGAAGUUUUUUACUCUCAUCACCUUUCUUAUGGGUCGUUCCAUGUCAAUUCAACCAAGAAUCGCCACUCACGUCACAGAUUUUGAUGAAAUUUGGUGGAGUGAUUGGCCUUCGGGAGAAACUGUCAGAGCUCAAAUAUUUUUGUUCAAAGCCAUCUAAUUAGUGAGAUAGGGGCUAAUGAAUUUUUGGCUAACUAGCAUGACAUGCCAGUUCAUAACAUUUUUUCCCAAAUUGGACCAGAAAAAAAAUUAUAAAAGACCAAAAACUUAAAUUGUCUUCAUAUUCACACUUAAGAAAGACUAUCAUGUCCACUAGCAUCCCUGCAAGUUUUAGGAUGGGCAUUUCAUAACUUUUUAAGUAAUCAGUCAAAAUGCGUGGUACGUUAGGUCGAAAAUCGCCAUAUUUGGCACAUUAUACAGUCCUGACCUCAUCUGGAGUCAGCCCCACUUGCCUGCUUGUGUAAAAUAUUACUUCCUCAUAGUGCAAAAUGCUUUUUUUGAGUUUUUUCAUUUGUAUGUUAUCCCAUAUUUAUAUGAAAAAUGGCUAGAAUAGCUUAUUUUUGCUCAGUUUUCCAUCGCAUUUCAUUUCUAUUUGCACCUAUUCCAGAAUAUGAAUGAUCUUAGCUUCAUGGGAGAAUCAUUUGGGCAUACCUGCAUGUCCUGGAUCCUAGGGUUGACAAAUAACUUCUACCUAUGCACCCUGAAAUUUUGUUGCUGGUUUCCCUGUGAAGUAUUCCAGGUUAUUUAUCCUGAGCCCUUUCAACGUUUCCUUUAUACUUCAAAGGUACUCUUGGUCAAAAAGAUAGAACUUGAAGAGAGCUUUAAAAUGACACCUGAAUCAGCUCUCUAGGUGCCAUACUUCCAGAGAUAUGAACACUUUUGUAACACAUGUCAUGCUAGUUAGCCAAAAAUUCAUUAGCCCCUAUCUCACUAAUUAGAUGGCUUUGAACAAAAAUAUUUGAGCUCUGACAGUUUCUCCUGAAGGCCAAUCACUCCACCAAAUUUCAUCAAAAUCUGUGACGUGAGUGGCGAUUCUUGGUUGAAUUGACAUGGAAUGACCCUUAUGUAAGAUCGAGUAUUUUUAUUUGAUCUAUAUUCCAGCAGAUCCAUGAAAAAGAGGAGGAGGAGAUGAACGAGAAGAAUGACAACACCCACUGUCUGAACGAAGAGCCGCUCAUCACAGCUGAUCAGGUCUGUGUUCAUCGUUAAACAGCAACGUUGACAUCCUGUUUCUUGAACCUCAUUGAAGAACUCUUUCAACUUUGCAUUUUGAGCUUUGCUCAUCAAGAACUUUUUCAGUUUUUGAAAGUAUCAUCAUAAUCACUUAAUUCUCUCCAGCUGAUCAUUUUAAUUGCAUAAUUUUUUAUAUUUGUCAUAUUUGCCCAUACUCAACUUUUCAAGCUGUAGCUUCGUGAUAGACACCAUGCUGAUAAGAUUGUGUAGUCCCACUUUCAAAGCUUUUGGCAGGUAAAACAAGCACCAGUACAGUAGUUUUAAAGGAUUUGGGAGCUUAGGGUAGAGUACUGUAGAGAAAAUACUUGGUAAUAAGCAUGCUUAGUUUUGAGUCAUUUAGUGAGCACAUUGCAUUGCUGAAGUGCUUGUCUGUUGUACGCUGCUGUAGCCUGUGUAAACACCAAUCAUGUUCAGAUUUAGUGGCUCCACUCUCCAGACAAAUGGAUGGUGAAUGCAUGCGCACUUAGACCAGGGGUCGGCAACCCGCGGCUCUGGAAUUUGAUUUGAUUUGAUUUGAUUUGAUUUGAUUUGAUUUGAUUUGAAUAAACCAUGUUAAAUUUUUUUAUCGCUCAAAAUUUGCAUCAUAACUGCCGAUUUGGGAAACCAAAAACCUGUGUGAAGAUGAAUGUGAUGUCACACAGCCUGGAUGUGGAGACGAUGUGCUCUGAGAUUCAGGAGCGAAAGUCACAUUAAACAAGUAAAUCUCACAUUUUAAUCAGCUAUUAUUUUGCAAAUAUAUAUCUUAUAUUGUUCAGUGAAAUUGUGUUUUUUAUUCAGCGCACACACUUGUUGCGCGAUUAUCCUCUCUACUCCUCCGAGUGUGGCCUGCAUAGCAGGGCUCCAAGGGCGGAGCUUGCAGUUGUAAAGUAGGAAAUCUCCCUGCGUCUGAGACUACCGUUUGGCUCUGCCAGAGAUUCACAGUGAUUUGAAUGCAGAAAUACUCAGAAAUGCAAUUUCACGCUAAUAUUACGUCCUGUAUUAUGUCCUGUAGCAUCAGGAAAAUGAUAUAUGAACAUGUAGACAAGAACAACAUGAUUUUCAUUAUAGUGGGUCUUCAAGAUUAUGUCAAACUGUUUAAAAUAUUUUUGUUUGCCUGCAGAAAUAACAUUUCUUUUUCUCUGCAGCAGUUCAUUUAUUUCACAAAUGCAACUUGCUACAGUUUUUAUAUACUUUGUAUAAAGGUAAAAAAAAAAACAAUAUAUGCAAUGUUAUCUUCAUUUUAGAUGUUAAAGAGGUUUUGUGGCUCCCUGUGUUUUCUUUUCUGUGGGAAACUGGUCCAAAUGGCUCUUUGAGUGUUUAAGGUUGCUGACCCCUGACUUAGACCUAUCUCCUGAUCUUUUCCCUGUCCAUCAGCUCGGCUGUAACACAUCCUUGGAUCUCUCUCUUUCGCUCUUCAGGUCAUUGAGGAGAUUGUCGAGAUGAUGGAGAACUCUCCAGACCCUGGUGAGACUGAGGAAGAGGAUGAGGAGGAGGGCAGCCGCUGCUCCUCCAGAACCAACUCCUCCCUGCUGGAGGAGAUCAGGCAGCUGUCACUGGCCUCUAACAACAACUGCUCCUAUGAAGGUAAACAUGAAAAAAUCCAUAUUUAUUUUUCAUUACUGCGAUUUUUUGUUAACUGUUUUGAGAUGUGAAAGUGAGGAAAGCCCUAAUUUUAGAAUUGCUCAAAAAAGUGGUCUGCAUCUAAGUAAACUAUCUUUUUACAUCCUACCCACUGAGGGCGGCAGUAGCUCAGGAGGUAGUGCGGUCGUCCAAUAACUGGAAGGUUGGCAGUUUGAGUCCCCUCAAUGUCUUGUCUGUCUGUUGUGUCCUUGGGCAAAACACUUAACCCACCUUGCCCCCAGUGUGUGUCCUCCGCUGGUGUAUGAUUGUGUGGUGGUGGUGGUCAGAGAGGCUAGAGGCACAAACUGGCAGCCAUGUUUCUAUUAGUCUUCCCCAGGGCAGCUGUGACUACUACGGUAGUUUACCACCAUCAGGGUGUGACUAUGUGAGCGAAUGAAUUAUGUAUCCAACACAAAGCACUUAAAGGGUCCCUGAUAAAGUGCUAAAAAAAUCUGAUGCAUCAUUAUUAUUAUUACUCACUAAAAUGUUUGCAGGACCAGAGUCACAGUGAAAUCAUUUUCUCACAAGAUUUUAAGUUGAGAUUAAAAACAUUUUUGAUGAGGACAACUCAGUAAAAAGGAGUGCUAACAUUAAAAAUUUAAGUCAUUUGACACACAAAAGAAGUUGUCAUAAUGUGUCAUGUUGUGAGAUUAAAGUGGUGAUGAAGUGGUAGUUUUGGUUCACGGUGAGCAGCCAGCUGUCUGGACCAAAAUGAGGAACAGAAUCUGGGUAAAUUGUCUCUAAUAAGAUAAAUCUUUGUUCAUCCCAUGGUGUGGAAAUUUGCAAUGUUUUGUCUCCUCAGCUUCACAUUGGUUUAAGUAUCCCCUUAUCAAAAAUAAGUACAUUUCAUAAAGUAUACUGAAGUACAUACCUCCCAAAGUAUACUAUGUACACUGAUACAAAUGUACUACCAGUGUAUUUACAAGUAAACUAAAUUUCUUGGAACUAAAUUGGCACAAUUUUAGUUCAUAAAGGUACCCUUCAAGCAUAGUUAAAAGUAAACAUCUCAGUAUACUACUAUUUUACCAGUAAUAAAUCUGUAGUCCCCCAUUUAGUUUUUAAAAGUACACUCUGAAACAUACCUUUUUUUUUUGGUGGGGCCAUUUUUGCCUUUGAUGGAUAUGACAGAGCGGAAAUGUGGAAUAUAAAGCGCAGUGUUCUUCGCUCUCAGACUGCAAGGACAGCUCAGCUUCUCCUAAAAUGUAAAUUAAAAAAAAAAAAAAGGUGGUGAAAUAUGUACUGCUGUGUACGUUUCAUUUACUAAAUAUGUGCUAGAACAUGUUUAUCUUUUGUUUAAAAUCAGCUACUUAUCACAGUUAACCAACACAACUUCGUUGUCAUUCAUCCCUGCUUUACACAGUCUGACGCUGAGCAUCUACUGACUUCAAUGGGAAGUGUAUAGUGGGUUGUUCCACUGCACGAAACUUCGGUCAUUGGAUAAAUGUUGCGUCCCAUCGGACGCUCAGCAUCUCUGGGUGUCUAUGGGCCAAUGGGCUGGCCUGGACGCCCGGCCUCUGUGUGAUGAUUGGAUGGUCUGUCUGAUUCUUUUUGAUUGACAGCAAAAUGAGCGAAUCUUAAAGUAUAAACAUCCACGGAAACAUUUUCCAAGUUUUUCAUUUCAUUGUCCUGCACUGAUCCAGAGACUUUACCAAUCCCCAGUGACUUUGGCUGUGUCUCAUUUCAGAGGCUGUGUUUCAUUUCAGAGACCGCACCGUCGAACGGCGCAUUUCAAGUGUGCGUGAUGUCAUCAUGUGGCGCGAACGGUGUCCCAUUUGGCUCGUACUUCUGAGCGCUUCAAAUGCAGCUUCAAAACCACACUACCCCCGCCCCUUUUUCAAGCGUGCAUGUAUGCACGCUUUCAUGGCCUUGGUAUCCCAGAAUUCUUUGUGUGCCGCUGCACAGUUGCACAUUUCGGGUGAGAGCCCGGACUCGCUUGGAGAUGCAGUGCGUCUUCAAAGAAAAUAAAAUAAAUCCAAAAACAGCAGACAGUCAGCUCAGGCUGUAAGAGCGCAUGAUCUCUUAACUCACUAAAAUCUGUAAAUCAAACAUUAUACUCUUUAAAGACGAACUGAUCCGCUCUGCUACAACAAUCAAAAACAUUAGAAAUAAGAAAGCUGACAAAACCACAUCUGGAUAUCAGGGACACAUCGAGAAAGUUGUAAAUUUAGGAGAAUAAAGUCAUAAAUAAAGUAAAUAAAGUCAAAAAGCUACUUUUGUGGAGGGGGAAAGGACUGAACCGGUCAUCUGCAGGGUUAUCUGUGGAUGCAUCAGUGGGCCACUGGCGGUAACCUACACCUGCAGAGACACCAACACCUUAUUAUGGCAUAUGGAUUCAUAUCAUAAACUAAAGCUCAAUGUCAUUGACGACUAUUUACGGCUGCAUGAAGGAUUUAUCCACAGCAUAUCCAUUUCUGCCUCCACAAAAGCAGUGAUUUACUCCAAGUCCACCUGUUUUUUUUUCCUGUGGAAAAGACGUAUUUCUCAUAUAUUAUUUUUAAAGUCCUUAUACUUAUGACAAUGUAAUGCUGAUGUGCCAAAGGAUGAAGUAUCUCCUUGUUCAUGAAACCUAUACUGAAGCACAGUUCCUUCAAAUGCUCCAUGGCCCUAAUUUUAACAAUUCUCCUUUGAAAUAACAGGUAACAUUACGACUUUAUUCUCAAAAAUUAAUGACUUUAUUUUCGUAAAUUAAUUACUUUAUCCUCAUAAAUGAAUGACUUUAUUCUCGUCAAUAAACGACUUUUAUCUAGAAAUCUUUUUAAAAAAUUCUCAAUAUGGCCCUCAUACUCCUUCAUAAAAAACAUGAAAUCACUGGAUGAAUUUUAUGGAAAUGAUCUGUGCUUGUAUGUAUCUACUGUUUUGUGUCUUUGCAAGGUCGCACAAUUAAAUAAUAACUGCUGCGCUCAGCAGCUUUUCUCCAUGUCAGACGUGACGUGAGCCUGAGGGCGGGGACAUCAAACUUCCUCAAACUCAACUCCGAUAAAACAGAACUCCUCUUGGUCGGUACUAAGUCCACUCUCUCCAAAACUGACAGUUUCUCCCUCACCAUAGACAACUCCACACUGUCCCCUUCCCCUCAGGUUAAGAGUCUGGGUGUCAUCCUCGACAGCUCACUAUCUUUCCACUCCCACAUCAGUAACAUCACCUGGUCUGCAUACUUCCACCUACGAAACAUCAACCGACUCCGCCCAUCACUCACUCCUCACACCACAGCUUUCCUAGUCCACAGUCUUGUCACCUCCCGUAUUGAUUAUUGCAACUCACUUCUCCUCAGUGCCCCUCACAAAUCCCUCCAUAAACUUCAACUUGUCCAAAACUCUGCAGCCCGUAUCAUCACCAGAACCCCCUCCUUUCACCACAUCACCCCUGUCCUUCAGCAGCUUCACUGGCUUCCUAUCCGGUCCAGAAUCCACUAUAAAAUCAUACUGUACACUUUCAAGGCCAUUCAUAACCUUGCCCCCCCUUACCUCUCUGAUCUCCUCCACAUCGCCACCCCCUCACGCUCCCUCAGAUCCUCCUCCUCCCUCCACCUUUCUGUCCCCUCUCCCCGGCUCAGCACCAUGGGGAGCAGGGCUUUCAGUCGCUCUGCCCCCAAACUCUGGAACUCUCUCCCCCCGGAUCUCAGAAACAUGGACUCACUACCCCACUUCAAAUCAAAACUCAAAACACAUCUGAUCUAAAUUGCAUAUUCCCUUUAACUGUCCAUCUUCAUACCUGUAUGUUGUUUUUAUUUAUUUUAACUGUGUUUUAACUGUGUUCUUAACGCCCUGUACAGUGUCCUUGGGUGUCCAGAAAGGCGCUUUUAAAUAAAAUGUAUUAUUAUAUUAUUAUUAUCAUAUUAUUUGGCGACUCAACCAGGAAGUCCUCCGAAGGGUAGACUGUCCCAAUUCACAAAAACCGGACCAUCUCACCCAGGAUCCUCAAGUCCACAUAACAGCAGUGCGCUCAGCUAAGCGCGCUUGAGCACGCUCAGCCGUAUGCAGUCUCUGAAAUGAGACACAGCCUUUGUCUUUGUUAAAAAUGACGAGUGUUAUAUUUGGCGACUCUUACCCCACCAUCAGCAGCAGCUGCGGAGCUUCUCCCCCCCGUCAUGAUCACUCACACUCACAGGGGUCACACUUCACAGUAGCCUCACGCAGCAGCCCCAGCCGCUAGCAAGCUGCACAUCAUGGCAGAUAUGAUGAAUGUUAUCAACCGGAUUUUGGCAAAGCCAUUUUAUAGUCUUCCUUACGAAGAAAAAAUUAUAGCUGAACAGCAGGGCAGGUCAUCUCCUAAGAUAGAUAUAGUGCAAAAGGUGGGGAAUAGUAACAGGUAUUUUCAGUUGUCCUGGUAUGACUAGGUUGAGCUGGCUGACUGGAAGGGCUGUCAGUGUAGAAUUUACAGUUGUGAUCAAAUUUAUUCAACCCCCACUGAAAUGAAGUGUUUUGGCCAGUUUGACAUUGAUUUUGAUGAUUUCAGUCAUCUUAUUUACAAUUAUAUCAAAGAGGCACUUAUAAAUUAGACAAAUAUAACAUAACAUUUAUGAUGAAAUAACCACAAAUGUCUUUUCUGUGCUCACAUCAUUAUCAGUUUUAUUCAACCCCCUAGUGACAUUAUUUUUUAGUACUUAGUACAACCUCCUUUUCAAGUUAUGACAUCUUUCAAGCGUGAAACAUAGCUUGACACAAGUGUCUUGCAGUGACCUAUGGGUAUCUUAGCCCAUUCUUCAUGGGCAAAAGCCUCCAGUUCAGUCACAUUCUUAGGCUUGCGCGCUGCAACUGCCUUCUUUAGGUCCCACCAGAGAUUCUCAAUUGGAUUUAAGUCUGGUGACUGCGAUGGCCACUCUAGAAUGUUCCAGCCUUUCAUCUUCAACCAUGCUCUAGUGGACUUUGAUGUGUGCUUCGGAUCAUUGUCCUCUUGGAAGGUCCAACGUCUCCCAAGCCGCAGGUUUGUGACUGACUCCAUCACAUUUUCCUCCAAGAUCUCCUGGUACUGAAGGGAAUUCAUGGUACCCUGCACACAUUGAAGCUUCCCUGUAUCAUUAGAAGCAAAACAGCCCCAAAGCAUAAUUGACCCCCCGCCAUGCUUCACAGUAGGCAAGGUGUUCUUUUGUUCAUAAGCCUGGUUCUUCCUCCUCCAAACAUAGCGCUGGUCCAUUGGCCCAAACAGUUCUAAUUUAGUUUCAUCUGACCACAGUACACUGUCCCAAAACUUUUGUGGCUUGUCCACAUGACUUUUGGCAUACUGCAGUCGACUUUUCUUGUUCUUUGGAGUCAGCAAGGGGGUGCGCCUAGGAGUUCUGGCAUGGAGUUCUUCGUUAUGCAGUGCGCGCCUUAUUGUCUGAGCUGAAACUUUGGUGCCCACAUCUGACAGGUCUUUGUUCAGUUCCUUAGCAGUCACGCGGGGAUUUUUCUCCACCUUACGCUUCAGGUAGCGCACAGCAGUCGCGGUCAGGAUCUUCUUUCUGCCACAACCAGGUAGCGUUUCCACUGUGCCCUUUAACUUGAACUUGCGAAUGAUACUUCCAAUAGUGUCUCUUGGAAUAUUUAACAACUUCGCAAUCUUCUUAUAUCCAUUGCCAUUCUUGUGAAGAGAAAUAACCUCUUCUCUGGUCUUCUGGGACCAUUCUCUUGCCUUCACCAUGCUUGUAAACACACCAGUAGAUGUCUAGAAGGAGCUGAGUAUCACAGUCCUUUUAAAUCUGCCUAAUUGGUGCUUAUUAUGCUUGAUUGCUGCUCGUUGACAUCCACAGGUGUUUUUAAUACCUGAUUGAAAACACUGGAAUGAACCUCUGUUCUUAAGAGUGGUAGUUUUAAAGGGGUUGAAUAAUUGUGUCAAUGAAGAAAUCACAAAAAGCCCAUUUAAUACUUUAUGACAAAAACAAUUGAUGCUAUUUUAGUUGCAUUUAGUUCUUUAACAAGUCCUUGUAAGAUUUCAUUAUGAACACAAUUACAAAUGUGCACUGAAUUCCAUAAAACCCUUCACAGCAUCGGGGGUUGAAUAAAUUUGAUCACAACUGUAUAUGUACAGUUAUGCAUGGCCUUUCAAACUGCGUUACAGUACAUGUGUCCAAUUGGACUUUGCACUUGUUCUUACCAAUCUUGUUUCCUCUGGUAUCUAUCUUUGCUUGUGUUGUUCUCGAAUGUUUGUCGCUUUGGAUAAACAUGUCUGCUUAAUGACAUUUUAACAUUGUAAUUGUAACACUGACAGCCACCAUGCUUUUCUUAACACUAUAAGCAAAAAACUCAAUUUUCAAACUACAUUCACCAAACCUCUGACUCUUCCUGCAAAACCAAAAAAUAUUUUCAGAUCAUACUCCAAGUCAAUCAAAAUUAAAAACAUUACUGAGCAGUUAUUACACACUACAUAGAACAUGGAAAACACAAUGCUCAGGACGUGAACCUGUAGAAUUUAUUGUCACUGUAGGUUAAAUGAACUUUGCAAGAAAAAAAGAACCCUCUGUGAAUUUGGCAUCUGCAUACAGUAAAGAUAAAGUAAAAACAAAUAUAAAUGAGAAGCACAUUAUUAAACUCAAGUGCUUACAACAUCUACUAUCAUUCAGCCACAGCAUUAAGUCUUUGUGGGUCAGGUCUCAGGACUUCAUCCAAAUUAAAGGCCACAUUCUCCUUGACCAGGUAACAGGAAAAAAACCUCUAAACUGGUAUUGGUUUCUUCACACCAUUAGCCACAAGUGUGAUCAAUUUUGUGUUGUUGGGUUGAGCUGUGGCACCUGUGCUUCAGAUGUGAUCAACUUUUGUUACCUGUGCUUACCAUUACACAACACAAGUGCAUCACAGUGCACAAAGUGUUUUAGUGAGUGAGAAUAUGUUUGCAAGUUUUGUCCAACCAGGAGAAAAGUGCUUAUAGUUGAGCUUAAAGAGUGACUGAUUCAAUAAGUUGGUUCAGGCCACUGAGCAUUUGGGUCAGACAAUAGGGUUUAGAGUUUUAGCAAUUGAGAAAUACUGUAUUUCAAUUGAAGUAUAUAUUUGUAUACUUGGCUUGCACUUGAAGUAUUCAAUGACCACGUAUACUUAAACCUAAGGCACAAAUACAUACUUGAGUAUAUCUUGAUUAAAAGUUUAUGUACAAGUAUAGCUUAAAUAUAUUUAGACUUCUAGUAAAAUUCUUAGUACAAAAUGUUACCUAUUUGGUAUGCUAUCUUAGUAUUUCUCAAUUGCUAAGACACAUUUCUUGACAUGAACAUGCUCUAAUCUUUGGGAUAGUGAGGAAGAAGUUGGUUGGAAAGUUGACCUACUUGAAGUUGUUUUUGGGAGCUAGUUAUUGUCACGUGCUGAUUCGACUGAGCACUUGAGGAGUUUCACUCUUGCUACAAACAAUAGGAGAGGCAGCUGACAUGGGUCCCACCCUCUAUUGAUUGCUAUAGUGAGAACAGCCGGGGCAGAGUUUCCCUUGGGCGGUAGAAGCUGGUGCAACUAAUCUGAUUGAACAUAGCUGUGGCACUUCUGGCUAUUUAAACACACAGGCUGUGCUGAAGCGUCAGCAAAAGCAUCAGCCAUUACGGAAGCCCAAUUUUGUAAACACCACAUUGAGUAAAGACCUGUGAAUCUACCUGUGCGAGUCCACCGAGCAAUGCCACUGACUGACCUACAGUGUUGCCCCUAAAAACGCAUCAUGUGCUAUGAUCAUAUUAAAGUCUUAUCUGGGAACAGAAAAAAAGUGCUACAACAGCAGAAAACGCAACCUACACAAUCUGUCCUCUCUACAGUUUUCUUCCUCUCAGCAACCAUGGGUCUCUGUUGGCCUCUGGAACUGCCAGUCUGCAGUUAACAAAGCAGAAUUAAUUAAUCCUCUGACUAAACUGUCUGACAUUCAGGUCCUAGCCCUGACAGAAACCUGGCUCCGUCCAGAAAACAAUGUAACACCAACUGCCCUAUCAGUAGAUGCAGUCUUCUCACAUACACCUCACUCUUCUGGCCAAGAAGGUGGUACGUGCAUUGUCCUCUCUGAUAACUGAAACUUCAGCCAGUUUAAAGCUGUGAGCAAUAACACAUCCUUUGAAUACCAUGCAAUAAAGGUCACUGCACUUAUUUAGGCUUACGUGGUUGUUAUGUACCACCCACCAGGACUUGGACAGCUUUGUUGAUGAAUUGGGCAUGUUACUCUCAGACAUGCCCAAUGAUGGCACACCCCUGGUAGUUAUGGGAGACAAUAACAUCUACAUGGAUAAAGCCCAGGCAACUGGUUUUAUCUCUGUACUGUCCUCCUUUGGCCUAAAACAGAUUCCCACUCUUCCCACGCACAAUGCUGGCAAUAAACUUGACCUGAUUCUGAUUCAUAAUUGCUCCACAGCAAAUCUGAGUGUGACUCCUCUUCACCUCUCUGACCACUACUUUAUUUUUCAUUUGUCUUGCUUGAAUAACAUCAACCUACUACUCGGUUCAUAUCUAAACAUUCAGUCACUUGACCCAGCUAAGCUGUUUGAAGAGGUCUCAUGUAAUGAGUCCUUCAUACUCUCUGCUAAUGGAGCUGCAGACACAGGCUGUUUGAGAUUGGCUUAAUGCAUACUCCUGCCAACCGCAGUAUGCAGUAGAUACUGCAUUGUUGAUGCAUAGAUUGUUGUCACAUGUACUACACAGCCAGUACUUGCCAGAAAUUCCUGCAGCUCCUUCAGUGUUGCUGUCGGCCUUUUAGUAGCCUCCCUGGCUAGUUUUCUUCUUGUCUUAUCAUCAAUUUUGGACAGACGUCCUGUUCUUGGUAAUGUCAUCGUUGUGCCAUAUUUUCUCCACUUGAUGACGACGGUCUUUACUGUGUUCCAUGGUAUAUUUAAUUCCUUGGAAAUUCUUUUGUAGCCCUCAACUGACUGAUAUCUUUGAAUAAUGAGAUCCCUCUGAUGCUUUGAAAGCGCUCUGUGGACCAUGGCUUGUGCUGGAAGGUGUGGCUACAAAAAUAUCAGGAAAAGCCUACUAGAACAGCUGAACUUUAUUUGGGGUUGAUCAGAGGCACUUUAAUUGGUGACCUUGCUUCUCUGCUGUGCAGACGUCUCUCUGCUUGCUCCUGCUGCUUGAGCUUUAAUCAUUUCUUAAUGACUUUUUAAUCAUUUGACUAGUCUUGGUUUUGAUUUUACUCUUCUCUUUCAAGUGAACCAAGAUUUUUAAAAUCAUUUUUGUGCUUUUUACUGUACUUUUUACUUUACCGAGUGACUGGAUAAUACAGCUAACCAGCACCAAGAUGCCCCACUUCAGCACGGAUGAUUACCACAAACUGCUUCAGAAAAUUGCAGUGCUAGAGACCAAAAUCAACCGAUUAGAAGCAAAUGUGGAUAGAAACGGACGUUGCGGGAAUGAAACAACAUCUUGUGACCAGAACCAUAACACACAGCUGAUCACUAUCAACCAAGAAGACUACGGAUCCUCCAAUGCCUCUUCUUCAGAUUCCCUCGGAGCUAAACCCAAAUCAUCUCACUGGAAUAUGGGAGGACAAGUAACAAGCAGAGCCCAGCGCCCUGAGAUCUGUGAUGAGACUGGCUGGCCUAAACUAUCUUCAACACCUGUCCAGUGUAAGAAGCAGCCGUGGAUAGCUGCCAAGGCAGGCCCUAAAAUCAAAAACAAUCUCCCCCAGCAGCAGCCAUCCCUCCCACUGUACAACAGAUUUGCUCCACUGUUACGGAAUCCUGGAUCCUCACCUCCGCAUAGCAGGGUAAGAUCCGAGAGAAAAUCAAAAAACGGGGAACCUCAAACAUUGAUUGUGGGUGAUUCUGCUAUAAAAGACAUACAAAACAUGAGCAAAAAUAGCAAAGUGCUCUGCUUCCCCAAGGAUAUGGUCUGUGACAUAACAGGCAAAAUUCAGGAUAUAGUGGCCUCAUAUCCCUCUCUGACAGCUAUUGUGAUUCACUGUGGAGCUACUGACAUUGUAACAGAACAAUCUGAAAAACUAAAACAUGAUUUCAGUGAACUAUUAAAAACAGUCAGCUCCCUGAAUGCUCAGGCAUUCAUCAGUGGCCCCCUUCCACCAAUCAAAAGAGGAGAUAUGAGAUUUAGCAGACUGUUUGCCCUGAAUCAAUGGCUAUCUACUGCCUGUACCAAAGUCAACUUUAUUGAUAACUUAAGGCUGUUCUGGGACCGCAGGCAUUACUUCAGAGCAGACGGACUCUCUCUAAACAAAGCUGGAGUGAAACUAUUCACCUCCAACCUGUAUCACUCCCCGCGUCACCCAUCUGUCAAGGACAAGAGACAAGAGGCAAAAAGACAUGAGAUAAAACACCACGGCCUUGACAGAGAGACGCCUCGGGCCCCCCCGCGCACAAAAAGCUUUGGUUCAAGCCAGAAGGAGAAGUCUGUACUUCUUCUACCACCGCUCACCUUAGAGGACCCACCCUGCUCAAGCAAGUAGGAGGAAUCUCUACUUCCUGUACUUCCUCUACUUCCCCCUCCUCCUCCUUCCUGGAUUUUCCAGCUGAACUGAGAGAACUGGAGAAUGCUGGUGUGAGACUUAGCGGCACGCCUCUCCACCACUCCGGCCACAGGACCCCCCCCCCCCCCAAAUCCCCCCAAAUCCCCCCAAAUCCCCCAAACAGCAACGUGCCCCUCCUCCUCCCCCACGACAAGGAGUACUGCAGCAUCCUCUCCCUCAGCACAGGACUAACAGUAAGGAGCACCUCGUUCUCAAUAAGCUCUUGCUGAUAUGUUUUGGGUAACUAGGCAAGGAUAACUACAGUUACAGACAUACUAAUCUGCCUAGAAACAGAAGGUACCCAACUAAGAAUUUAUCAAACUCCUCUCCCAGCUCUCUCACGGCUCUCGGUCAAUGAGCUUGUAGAAGACCUUUGCUCUAGAAUCACAAAUGUGAUGGAUGCCAUUGCGCCCACCAAGGUGAAAAUAGUCUCUGGCAAGAAAAGAUCUCCAUGGAGGAAUGCCGCGCUGGUCAGAGCUGAAAAAAGAGUGUGUCGGAAAGCCGAACGCAGAUGGCGAAAGACAAGCCUUCAGGUUCACUAUCAGAUCUAUAAAGAGAGACUUUGUAUCUUUAACCUAGAACUAAGAAAUGCUAGGCGAUCCUUUUUCUCAGACAUCAUCACCAAAAACAAAAAUAAUGACGCGCCCUAUUUACCACAGUCGACAGGCUAACAAACCCUCCAGUAUCAGAAGCCUCUGAAUUUCUGUCCGUCAAGGCUUGUAAUGAAUUUGCCUCCUUCUUCAAUAACAAAAUCCAGAAAAUUAGACAAACAGUCAGUAGCUCAAUAUCCGGUACAGGAUAUGUGUUGUCCAUGUGUACUAACCCCAGUAGCAUGACACAAUUCAACCCGAUCAACAUUAAAACCCUGGAGGACAUCAUACUAAAUCUGAACUCCUCCACCUGCUGCCUUGAUAUUCUGCCAACAGGUUUCUUUAAAACAGUUUCUAAUUGCAUGGCCUCAGAUCUUUUACAGAUUGUCAACAUGUCACUUCUGUCAGGUGUCUUUCCACAGGCCCUGAAAACUGCUGUCAUAAAGCCUCUCCUAAAAAAAAGCAACCUAGACAACUCAGUAAUGAACAAUUAUAGGCCUAUAUCGAACCUCCCGUUUUUAAGCAAAAUCAUUGAAAAAGCAGCCUUCCAACAGCUUCACAACUUCUUAGUCCUAAACAACUGUUUUGACGUUUUCCAGUCAGGGUUUCGACCGCAUGACAGCACUGAGACUGCUCUUAUCAAAGUCUUUAACGACAUCCACUUAAACUCAGACAAUGGCACCUGAUUAAAGGGUGUGCACACUUAUGCAACCACAUGAUCUCAGUUGUUUAUUUUUACUUCACUUCCCAAUACAUAUAUAUAUAUAUAUAUAUAUAUAUAUAUAUAUAUAUAUAUACAUACAUAUAUAUAUAUGUAUAUAUAUAUAUAUAUAUAUAUAUAUAUAUAUAUAUAUAUAUAUAUAUAUAUACAGUUGUGAUCAAAUUCAUUCAACCCCCACUGAAAUGAAGUGUUUUGGCCAGUUUGACAUUGAUUUUGAUGAUUUAAGUCAUCUUAUUUACAAUUAUAUCAAAGAGGCACUUAUAAAUUAGACAAAUAUAACAUAACAUUUGUGAUGAAAUAACCACAAAUGUCUUUUCUGUGCUCACAUCAUUAUCAGUUUUAUUCAACCCCCUAGUGACAUUAUUUUUUAGUACUUAGUACAACCUCCUUUUCAAGUUAUGACAUCUUUCAAGCGUGAAACAUAGCUUGACACAAGUGUCUUGCAGUGACCUAUGGGUAUCUUAGCCCAUUCUUCAUGGGCAAAAGCCUCCAGUUCAGUCACAUUCUUAGGCUUGCGCGCUGCAACUGCCUUCUUUAGGUCCCACCAGAGAUUCUCAAUUGGAUUUAAGUCUGGUGACUGCGAUGGCCACUCUAGAAUGUUCCAGCCUUUCAUCUUCAACCAUGCUCUAGUGGACUUUGAUGUGUGCUUCGGAUCAUUGUCCUCUUGGAAGGUCCAACGUCUCCCAAGCCGCAGGUUUGUGACUGACUCCAUCACAUUUUCCUCCAAGAUCUCCUGGUACUGAAGGGAAUUCAUGGUACCCUGCACACAUUGAAGCUUCCCUGUAUCAUUAGAAGCAAAACAGCCCCAAAGCAUAAUUGACCCCCCGCCAUGCUUCACAGUAGGCAAGGUGUUCUUUUGUUCAUAAGCCUGGUUCUUCCUCCUCCAAACAUAGCGCUGGUCCAUUGGCCCAAACAGUUCUAAUUUAGUUUCAUCUGACCACAGUACACUGUCCCAAAACUUUUGUGGCUUGUCCACAUGACUUUUGGCAUACUGCAGUCGACUUUUCUUGUUCUUUGGAGUCAGCAAGGGGGUGCGCCUAGGAGUUCUGGCAUGGAGUUCUUCGUUAUGCAGUGCGCGCCUUAUUGUCUGAGCUGAAACUUUGGUGCCCACAUCUGACAGGUCUUUGUUCAGUUCCUUAGCAGUCACGCGGGGAUUUUUCUCCACCUUACGCUUCAGGUAGCGCACAGCAGUCGCGGUCAGGAUCUUCUUUCUGCCACAACCAGGUAGCGUUUCCACUGUGCCCUUUAACUUGAACUUGCGAAUGAUACUUCCAAUAGUGUCUCUUGGAAUAUUUAACAACUUCGCAAUCUUCUUAUAUCCAUUGCCAUUCUUGUGAAGAGAAAUAACCUCUUCUCUGGUCUUCUGGGACCAUUCUCUUGCCUUCACCAUGCUUGUAAACACACCAGUAGAUGUCUAGAAGGAGCUGAGUAUCACAGUCCUUUUAAAUCUGCCUAAUUGGUGCUUAUUAUGCUUGAUUGCUGCUCGUUGACAUCCACAGGUGUUUUUAAUACCUGAUUGAAAACACUGGAAUGAACCUCUGUUCUUAAGAGUGGUAGUUUUAAAGGGGUUGAAUAAUUGUGUCAAUGAAGAAAUCACAAAAAGCCCAUUUAAUACUUUAUGACAAAAACAAUUGAUGCUAUUUUAGUUGCAUUUAGUUCUUUAACAAGUCCUUGUAAGAUUUCAUUAUGAACACAAUUACAAAUGUGCACUGAAUUCCAUAAAACCCUUCACAGCAUCGGGGGUUGAAUAAAUUUGAUCACAACUGUAUAUGUACAGUUAUGCAUGGCCUUUCAAACUGCGUUACAGUACAUGUGUCCAAUUGGACUUUGCACUUGUUCUUACCAAUCUUGUUUCCUCUGGUAUCUAUCUUUGCUUGUGUUGUUCUCGAAUGUUUGUCGCUUUGGAUAAACAUGUCUGCUUAAUGACAUUUUAACAUUGUAAUUGUAACACUGACAGCCACCAUGCUUUUCUUAACACUAUAAGCAAAAAACUCAAUUUUCAAACUACAUUCACCAAACCUCUGACUCUUCCUGCAAAACCAAAAAAUAUUUUCAGAUCAUACUCCAAGUCAAUCAAAAUUAAAAACAUUACUGAGCAGUUAUUACACACUACAUAGAACAUGGAAAACACAAUGCUCAGGACGUGAACCUGUAGAAUUUAUUGUCACUGUAGGUUAAAUGAACUUUGCAAGAAAAAAAGAACCCUCUGUGAAUUUGGCAUCUGCAUACAGUAAAGAUAAAGUAAAAACAAAUAUAAAUGAGAAGCACAUUAUUAAACUCAAGUGCUUACAACAUCUACUAUCAUUCAGCCACAGCAUUAAGUCUUUGUGGGUCAGGUCUCAGGACUUCAUCCAAAUUAAAGGCCACAUUCUCCUUGACCAGGUAACAGGAAAAAAACCUCUAAACUGGUAUUGGUUUCUUCACACCAUUAGCCACAAGUGUGAUCAAUUUUGUGUUGUUGGGUUGAGCUGUGGCACCUGUGCUUCAGAUGUGAUCAACUUUUGUUACCUGUGCUUACCAUUACACAACACAAGUGCAUCACAGUGCACAAAGUGUUUUAGUGAGUGAGAAUAUGUUUGCAAGUUUUGUCCAACCAGGAGAAAAGUGCUUAUAGUUGAGCUUAAAGAGUGACUGAUUCAAUAAGUUGGUUCAGGCCACUGAGCAUUUGGGUCAGACAAUAGGGUUUAGAGUUUUAGCAAUUGAGAAAUACUGUAUUUCAAUUGAAGUAUAUAUUUGUAUACUUGGCUUGCACUUGAAGUAUUCAAUGACCACGUAUACUUAAACCUAAGGCACAAAUACAUACUUGAGUAUAUCUUGAUUAAAAGUUUAUGUACAAGUAUAGCUUAAAUAUAUUUAGACUUCUAGUAAAAUUCUUAGUACAAGCCAAGUAUUAACUUUAUUAAGUAUAUCUCUGAAAAGUGCAUUAAAAAGUAAACUGAAGGCAUACUUAAUUUAAAUACAGUAUACUUGAAGUACACUCAAACAUACUUCUUUGUUGUAAGGGUCAGGUCCGUGAAAAAGACUGAGCAGAAAGCUGACUUUUUACGAUUUUACUCUAAUGAGAAAGUACCAAAUUUAUUUGAUGUGAUGCUAAUACUUCAUCAUACAUUUCAGACUGAUUUCAGAGUUUAUAAGUUUAAAACAGACUUGUUAUAAAAUUCCACUGGCCUAUUUUACAGUUUGGCAAUGCAACACAAAACCAUGCCAUCAACAAUAAAAUUAUCACUGAAGUGAUCUUUAAAAGUGUAGUUUUUUUAAAUUUAAAUUAGCCUUGUGGAACAUCUUUGAUUUCACUGUAAUGGCAUUGAUCAUUCCUUGUUUACUCAUAACUGUCUGUGACACAGGUAGUCCUGGAAUAUUAACUGGACUUAAAUGCUUGGGAGGGAUGUCAAAUAUCAAAUAUCAAAAACGCAACACAAAAAACCCAAAACUACAAUGUUAUCCAUCAACCAUAAUAACCUAUACGAACCCAGGCGAUGCAAGAACCUAACUACAUUAAAUGAACUGAGACCACACAGACAGAAGAAAUAAAAUGACUGAAGGAAAGUAGCAAUGGAAUAAAAUAAAUACAGCAGUGACUAACUUGGAUUCAAGUUGGACUCACUGGAGGAUGUGGUAGAGAUAUCUACACUGAGGAAGGUGAAGGCUAUUACCCACUUCAUAACACCUUGAUGGACCAAAGAGCCAAUGGUGGUGGACGGCUCCUCUCUCUUCGUUGCAGGACAGAAAGGUUCAGAAGAUCUUUUGUAACCACAGCCAUCAGACUUUGCAAUUUGUCCAAAAUAGUUGAUAACUUUUUUAAACAUAAGUGAGACUAAAGACUAUUGAAUUUCCCUUUGGGGAUAAAAUAAAGUUAUUCUUAUUCUUAAAAGCAACAGCAUGAAAUGAAAGCAGCAAAGGGCAAUCAAAAGCAGGAAUAAUAAUAAAACAUUCAAAAAUAAAAGUGGUAAAACAAGUUUCAAUUGAAUAAAUUAAAAAAUAUAAAAUUUCAAAUAUCUUUGAUUAUAUCACCUUUGUGCUUUUUCCAUUAAAGGUCUUUUAAACCAGGAGGUCUCCAGGGAUCCAAGGCUGUGGGUUGGCUAGUAUGGAGUCAGAACCUCAGAAGUGUAGCUUAGAGCCAGAAUAAUAUUUAUUUGUUUCAUUGAUUUCAUUCAUUUACAGUUUUUUCUUUACAGUGCCUUUGGCUAAGCUUGAAAUUGACAUGUAUCUUGUAGACUUGCUUGUAUGGCAGUGAAAAAGCAAACUGAAGGAGUUGGUUAGCUUGCCAUUAGGUGAUCAGUCUUUCUUAUGGCUUUAUCCUCUGGGUUUCAAUUAAUAUUUCUCCUUGAAGCAUGUCAGUACACAUCAAUAAAAUAGGUUACAAAAGGUGAGACCACUCUUAAAUGUGUCCUUAUCUUAACUGCACAUAAAAAAAAGUAUCAUUAACCUAGUUUGUAGAAUGUCCAAGGAUGGUCAUGAUGCAUGCUUGGGAAACAUGGUCAGAGACAUACUCAGCAGGAACUGUGAUAAAUCUAAUGUAAGUGUCAAAUGUGAAGAACUGAGACUUAUGCAUCCACUGUAAUGUUCACUCAAUGGCCUCAACAUAUCAGGUUUCUAUUAAGUGAUCCAGAUAGCCUAAUAAGUCAUCUUAGGUUCAUAUUUGAGAGUUCAAGAUGACAAGGAGUUCUCGACCAUACAGCGGCCUGCUGCUAAGCAUAUUGUAGAUCCAUGUGGUUCCUCCAUCUGAGUCACAGUAACUUGUCCUGAUCUCUGUGGGAAAAUAAGGUGGACUAUGCAAAGGUCAAAAUUUCUGGUGUGUACUUUCUUUGGCUGCUCAAAGAUUUAUGUAAGUGAGAGGCAACAAUUUUGUGAGUGUCUAAUGGGUAAUUGUUGGUGUGUAAAAUAAGACAAUGUGAUAUUUAAGUUUAGCCCUGUAUACUCCUGCUUUUUCGUAUCUCUAACAGUUACUUCAACUGAACAAAAUAUUGAGGGAAAAAUAGAUAUUGUUAAACUACACACAUCAAAGACAAACAGUAUGUGACAGAAAUGCUCUCCUCUCUCUUUGAACCACAAGCAGCUCAGAGUUUGGACCUGUUUAUGAUAUGUGGUCCAAAACAGUCCACUCAUGUCUACAUAACCCCAGUCAAGUACUGAUUUAAUAUUCAGUCUAAUCUUACCAGUUAAAAUCUUUGGGGUUCAGAACUGUGCAUUCAUCUUGUUCUCACCCUUCCUCUGUCUCAUAGGUCUGAGUCUAAUGCCAAGCUCAGCGCUGGUGGAGCUGCUGCACCGGGUGGAGGCAGCCAUCCGUGAGUUCUCAGAGGAGCUGGUCAACCAGCUGGCCCGGCGUGAAGAGCUUGAGUUUGAGAAGGAGAUGAAGAACACGUUCAUUACAGCCCUAAUGGAGGUGCAGAACAGGCAGAGAGAGCAGCGAGACAGCAGCAAACGCCGGCGCCGUGACAAAGCUCUGAGUCUGCAGGGAGGAGGGAUGAUGCCUGUGAACACAGAAACUGCCGGACCCACAGAGAAGACAGGAGGCAUGCCUGUCAAGGUGAAGGGGGGGGGGGGGGGGUUCUUACUGUUUACAUCAUGUGAAUGAGUGUGUGCUUAAGACAGGACAAUCAGACAUACCUGUACUCAAUUACUAUGGCUGCAGCAACAUUGCAUCAUGCUUUGGAGCUAAUGUACAGCAAUGCUAACACACGUGCAAAGUGUUUUGGAGAGGCAGGGGCUAGCUUUAACUAAGGGGUUUCUAUUUCAUAUGAAUAAAUAUACUCAGACAUUUGCGGACACUCAGACUGAUCUAGGGAGAUGAAGGAAGAGAGAUAAACAGAGGAGAGACCGAUAGAGAGAGAUGAAAAAGGGGAGGAUAGACAGAGGCUUGAUUGACGUAUGUAGUUAAAGGAGCUGUGCACUUUGACUUGAUUGCCUUAUGAGCAAAACAUUUGACUGUGUUCACUAGAAAAUAAACAAAUUGGAGCUAUGAUCUUAUAUUUGAGCCUGUUUGUUGGCCUGCUGAUUUUUUUCUACCUUUUCUUCACAUACUUCUUUUGGAAUUGUGUCUAGCCCAGGUCACCUCCUCAGGCUGAAAAAAUAUUAUUGUUUGCACAUGAAAAUUGUUGCUUAAAUGAGUUUCUAUAAAAAAAGAAAAAAAAACAGCUGCAGAAACUCAUUUCCACCUCCAGUUAACCCUUUAACCUCAGCAAACAUUUUAAAAUUGGUUUUAAGAUUAGAUUUAGGGCUCUCUCUUCGUGCCUCGCAGGAGACGUGGCGCAGGCAAGGCGUAAGUCAGGUCCCCCGCGCCAACAAGGCGUUCCCAAGGAAUUUGGUAUUUUGUUGAGCGGCAUAGCCAGGCGUAAGUAUCUCCCCUCUCUAACUCAGCUCCUCCCAGUGGCGUAAGUCGUAGGGAGGGAGGAGAGAGGGCGUGGAGUGAGUUUAACACAGCCGAGACCUGCAUUAACCAAUAACAUCAUCUCCUUUCCUCGCCUUUAAAUCCACCACUGGCGAGGCGUAUUACAAUUUUCGUGCAGUAGUCGAAGAGAUCAAGAGAUGGCUGCAGACAGCAAUGCCACACGAUGGCGACAGAAGGCAGCCCCUCAACAAGUGUCUCUGUAAGCGCUGCAGAGGGCAUCCUGCAUACUGUCUCAUAUAAGCACAGAUGGAUUUGGUGUGUGUAAGGUUGGAUCCACUGGUAAGACAAACUUCCUUUUCUACGAACAAAGACACUCACAUAAAGUUAAAUAUAUUUAAACCUCAUGUGACAAAGGUGGGUUGUGCGCACAGAUCACAACAUGAACUCCAAUUAUGGCAUUAAAAUAGGAACCAUCUGUGCGUAAAGGAUCCAUCGCGCUCCAUGGCCUGGCUCUUUCUUUCAUUGAUGUUGGCAUAUAAAAUAAAUUUGGCUAACAAAACUGAAUAUUAUAAUAUUCGUACUUAGGAGCUUUUUAAUACAAGAUUUUCUCAGAUUUUCUGUCCUACAGGCAAGUACCGCACUUUUGCCUUUUUCUGAGAUAUUGAUGUUAUUGUGUAUGAAUUUCCCACCCCAGAGUAAUCAGUAGAGACUUGAACGCUCAGUUUUUCUUCCUCCCUAUGUCUGCCAGCAUUAAUAUCUCUCAGGUCCAUUAGUCUCUGACAGUCUUCCAGUAAAGAUCCUAAAGUGGAAGUGACCCAUUGUCUUCUUCAUACAGUAACAGCUCAGUCCAAUCUGCUCCUCUCCUGGAACAAGUAAACAAGCUAAUGGAUUUUCCCAGCAUGCAGUGCAGCGGCAGUAGCAGCAGCAAUGUUUUUAUGUAUUGACUGGCAGUUACCUGAAGCCGAUGGGUGUUGAGAGGGUUCGUGAUGCAAAUAUGAUAUAAAUAACAUUAAUAAGUAGAACUUUAUUGAUCCCUGAAGAGAAAUUCAAUAGAGAGAAAAAAAAGACAAUCACAUCCUAGCAUGAUUUGAUUUUAACAUGCCUUAACUUAUUAGUAGGGAUGAGCCUGAAUAGGAACACGAAAGCCAAAAUGCACAAAAAAAAAAUGAGAUGAAUAUGGAUGUUUUCUAUCUGUUGAUACAUGUAUUAUUUGGAAAUUUCAAAAAAGAAAAUCAGUUCUUGUGUUCAUUGGUGCGGAGAGCUCUGCCUGAAGCCCUACAGCUCCACUUGUCUUCCUGUGCCGAUGGAUUCAUUCACGAAGGCUGUGGUUCUUUUACAAUCACACCUCUGUACCAUUAUCAAAACACGGCUGAGGCAAUGUUGUUUUGUGAUUCAUUUUUGCCUUUUCCAAAAACCUCCAGUACAAAGUUGUUGCACUUAGUCCACAUUAUUGACAUUAUUCUAAAGACACUGAAGCCGUUGCCUCUUAAGUCUUCACUGACUGCACACCAGCAGGGCCAGGGCUUUCAAAGUUCAGCAGUGAAGGCCUCGAGGUUUGUGGGUGCAUUUGUUUGAAACCAUAGACUGUACAUGGAAUGGACAGAGUCUGCCAACUCGCUGGGUGAAGCCACUCUGAGAACAUCACACCCUGGUGACGGGCUGUAGUAUAGGUCAUAAAUCCCGCCUCCUCCAGCAAUCCUUAUGGGGCUAUGGACAAAAUUUAUAAAUUUAUUACACAGAAUAUAUUUUUUUCUCCCCCCUGGUUGUGAUAUUGAGCGCAAACCAGUCUUACAAUAACUACAUGUCAAGUCCUCUUUUUUAUGUGCAGCCCCAUUUUUAAAAGUUAUUCGGAGGUUCAUGUUUUCUAUGAUUGACACUUGGUACAGCCUAUGGGCAUACAAAGAUUGUGCAGUUCACCUGGGAGAUACACUGUUUGAGCUGAGUGUCAUCACAACAAAACUCUCCCACUGAAUGCACACAAUGCCACUGUGGUGGAGUGCAUAUAAUGCUGCUGCGCAAUGUUGGUUUCAGGAAGUGAAGAAAAACCGCGGAAUUACCAAGAGCUUUCGGCUCUAAAUCUGUAUACUGGCGGAAGUCGGAACCAAGAUGUCCAUAGAAUAUACAGUCUAUGGGCUCUAUUUUCAUGUCCGCCGGGGAGGCUGCGGAGGGUGGCGGACCCUGCGCAGUGGUAUUUUCGUCUGGCGGGGAGCCCAGAGUACAGCCAGUUUGGUAUUUUCAUGGACUGAGGCGUACCGAGGUCCGCCAAGCUGGGCGUGGUGGUGUGGCAGGGGGAGGUGUCGACAGAAUCAGCUGGUACAGUGACAUUUUCAUGUUCGAAUUUAUGUUGUGAUCUGUGCGCACAACUUACCUUUGUCAUGUGAGGUUUAAAUAUAAGCAACUUUAUGUGAGUGUCAUUAUUUGUGGAAAAGGGUGUUUGUCUUAUCAUUGGGUCCAACAUUACAUACACCAAAUCCAUCUGUGCUUAUAUGAGACAGUGUGCAGGACGCCCUCUGCAGCGCUUACAGCGACACUUGUUGAGGGGCUGCCUUCUGUCGCCAUGGUGUGGCAUUACUGUCUUCAGACAUCUCUUGAUCUCCUUGGCUACUUCACAAAAAUUGUAAUUUGCCUCGCCAGUGGCAGAUUUAAAGGCGAGAAGAGGAGCUUAUGUGAUUGGUGAAAACAGGACUCGGCUGUGUUAAACUCACUCCACGCCCUCUUUCCUCCCUCCCUACGACUUACGUGACAGUGAUAGUAGCAGUGACAACAGGUCUUGAGCUUCUUUAAAUGUAUUGAUACUCUGUGAGACCCUCUGGUCUUUAGGGGGACCAUUCCAUAGACUGGGAGUCAUAACAGUAAAAAGCUGUAUCACUGUGAGUCUUUGUCCUGACUUUUGGUACAAUAGUCCACAUUCCCACAGCAGUCAUCUUCUUGAUACCUCACACUCAGGCUGGGAAACUUGUCUCCUGUUUUCUUCUAUUAUUACAAUGUACCAGUUUCUCGUAUAAACCUUAAUAAUCUGACAGACUGUGGUAAUUUCACAACUCUCUGACUGAUGAGCAACCUCACAGACUGACACUAUCAAACUGCUUCCACUACAAGUCACAGACAGAAAAUUGUUUACUAUGAGGAGGAGGAGGUAUAGUUGAUUAUUAUUCACAUAAGAAAAGUAAAUCAGUUUGAUGCUUUGAUGGCACAACUGCACAGCAAGGAUUAGCACGGCUUCCUUUAGUCAAAUGUUCUUUUGGAAUUAGAUUAGGCCUGUUAUACCAUCAUUGAUGGUAACAGCUGCAAGAAAACUAAACAACAUUUUAAAAAAAAAGCACUUUCAGUAUGAACCACACUCACUUCUGAUUUCCUUCUGAUUACAGACACAGAUGAUGAUGUGGUUGAACAGAUACAGAUAAUAACAUCUCUGGCACACCCCUGCUUAGGUGGUAAUUUAUUUGAACAUUAGUUACUUUAGUUGUUAUCAUGGUCUUCAUCUCUCUCUCUCUCUCUCUCUCCGUGUGUGUGUGUGUGUUUUUGACCUGCAGCGUUUUAGCAUGGAGGGACUGUCCAACAUCCUGCAGACGGGCAUCAGACAGACAUUUGGAAGCACAGGGAAUAACAAACAGGUAAGAGUCAGUGUAUGACACUUAAGCACCUUUAGCAGAAUUUGUUUUCAAACUAGAAAAAACAUUUAUACGACAGCAAAAAUUAAUACAAAAACUCUUAGCACUAGCUGCUGUUCACACUUGCAGCUGAAACUCGUAUAACACUGACACUCUUAUAACAUUCAUCAAACCAGAAACUAUUAUUUACGAUUUUCAGAAAAGAAACUGCAUAUCUUGAAGGGUGUAGAGCUGCUUAUCCUAACAGGCGACAAAUUCGUUCCAUUGUUGUUGUCUUUGUAAAAAUUCCCCUUAAAGAAGACCUCUUCUACUGGUUUUCACUUUUCAACGUGUCAAUGAAAACCCUUAGUUCAACUUUCUUUAGCCUCUGCCUGAAACACCUCCUUUUACCGCCUAUGGGUGUUACUUUUUACACAGCUUUCUAACAACCUGAAAGUUAUGGUUUUACAUAAAACAUCAAAAAGUCACAAACUUAUUUCAAGGAACUCAUCAAGAUUCAGAAAGUUAUAUUUGACUUAAAUUAAGACAAAGUCACUUGGUAGAAUGAUGUUUUUUGCAGUGUGGAUAUCAUCCAAUCAGGUUACAAUUAUGCAGUACGUUUUUACCAUAGACUGUAUAUACUAUGGACAACUUGCCUCUGCUUUCCGUCAUUCUAUGAAUUUGAAGCCAAAUUACUCUCUGUAUUAUGACCUCUACUGCAGCCUGUCACCAGAGGAUGCUGUUCUCAUGGAGGCUUCACCCAGCAAGGAGGCAGACGACGCCCAUUCUAUAUACAGUCUCCUACUGAUGCGGACUAAAAUGUAACAAAGUAAAACACUUUCCACAGUCAAUUCUUAAGUAAUAGUCAAAGUGCUCACUAAAAGCUGCCCUUGAAAGUACAAACACACAAAAAUGAUAAAUACAGUUGGCUACUUUACACCUUUGGCAGUCUCCAAACCCAUACUCACAGGUGAGGUCAUACAUAGGUGAGUGUCACUUAAUCUCUGUUUAUAUAAAGUGCUGUAUGAUAGGAUACCCCUUAAAGCAUGCAGCCAGAUACACACAAAUACAUUCAAACUUAUGAAUGGGAUUGUCAUUUUGUGUUUCUAAGCUUGUAGAGGUUAAAUAUUGAAACCUCUAACGGUUUUUGAAGGGACUGCUGGAUGUAAACAAACCAUCAAAAACAUUAAGGGCUUACUCAGGCUGUGUAUUAGUGCUGUAUUAAAAGAUCUGCCAGUGUGUGUGGGAGUGUAAGCAGAUUCCAGUUCUGUGGCUGUGCUCCUGUAUCCAUAUCUGCACAACUUUCACUAUGUCAAGAAAAGAUUUAGUUUGUCCCACUAAUUCAAAUUAAGUAUGCCACAGAUGCCUGUAUAUGCAGGGCUAUAUGCAAGAGUCUUAUUUUUUACUUUGUGUGAACAUCAGACUUUUAGACUCAUCUAAUCAGGCAAUUAAUCUUUGUUUAUAUUGUGUAGUUUAGACCAGCACUCCUCAAACUUUUUUCAGUCACGACAUGUUUCAAAAGUGCAUAAAACCUCAUAACAACACAGUGUAAAAUAAAGUUCAAAUUACACUGCAUAGCCUAAAUAAUCCGUGUCAUUUAUUCAUCCAUUUUUCACAACAAAACUAAACUUAAAAAACGAAAUAAUGACUUGUUUUCCAAAUAUUUGAAAACAAAUUUGUAAAACAAAUGAAUGAAUUAUACAUGGAUUCCAAAUGCAAAUGUCCUGUUUAUUUAGACAGGACAAUAUUGAUGAACAGAGCAUAAUACGAACUGAAAAUCCACCAGAGAUAAGCAGGAAUGUUUCUUUCCAUACAUAGUGCUAGUUUCCAUCCGUGCCUCUGCAGCCUUCCCUACACAUACACAUACGUGCAUGUGCGCACACACAUACCUGGAGCUGAACCAGAUUCAUCUGCUGAGACUGAAAAGAGAGAGAGAUUGACAGAUGAGAGACUGAUAGAGAGAGACAGAGAAAGAGAGAUUGACAGAGGAGAGACCAUAGACUGUAUAAAGAAUGGACAGCUUCUGCCUCCUCGCUGGUUGAAAACCACUCUGAGAACAGCACCCUCUGGUGACGGGCUGCAGUAUCUGUCAUAAAUCCCGCCUCCGCCAGCAAAGCUUAUGGGGCUGUGGACAAACUUCAGAAAUUUAUCACACAGAACAUAAAUAUUUCUCCCCCUGCUUGUGAUGUUGACAUGUAGUUAUUGUAAGACUGGUUUGUGCUCAAGUCCUCUUUUUUCUGUGAAACUCUGUUUUUAAAAGUUAUUAGGCUGUAUCAGGUGUCAAUCAUGAACUCCCUAUGGGCAUUCAGGGAUUGCGUAGCUCUCCCGGGGGGAUACACUGUUUGAGCUGAGCGUCAUCACAGUGACUAUUGGCGACUGCGCGGCCGAAUGCAUGCAUUGUUACUGCGCAGUGCUGGUUUUAGGAAAUGAAGAAAAAUCCCGGAAAUAUCAAGAGCUAUUUGGCUUCAAAUCCGUAUACAGGCAGUAGGCGGAACCAAGUUGUCCAUAUUAUAUACAGUCUAUUGGAGAGACUGAUAGAGAGAGAUGGAGAAAGAGAGAUGAACAGACAUAACAUUCUUCUAAUAACAUAAUGAUGAUCCUUGUCAUUUUAAGACUACAUUUAUAUAACAUAAUGUCUUUACUCCAAUUACAUUAUGACUUCAUUCUAGCAACAUCAUGACAUUAAACUACUUUAAAGCCCAUAAGAGUUUUUUUAAUCAUUUGUUCAAGAAACAGACCGAAAUUAAUGGUCUCCAAAAGGAGACAAAAUUGAAAUGUUUUACAAUGUAAUUUUUAUCGUAUUCAAUGAGUGUGAGAGAGUAGGUGUCAGCUGAGCAGCUGAAGAAACAGCAGUCAAAAAUCAGCAGUAUGAAUUUUUUGAGAAUCGCUAAAUCGUGUGGAGGACAACAAAGGCAAAGACUGCUUUGUCCACAUGGGGCACCAAAUUUGACACAAAUCAAAUGUUUAGUAAAGGAGCUUUAAUCAAACAGUCGCUGUUGAUGACACUUAGCUGAUAAUGGCACUUAGCUGAAAAUGACAAAACUUGACUGAAUCAAUAUUAAUCCAGUUCACACCCUCUUAAUUUCGUGUGUCUGCAGUACCUAAACACAGUUAUUCCCUAUGAGAAGAAAGGCACCCCUCCAUCUGUUGAAGACCUGCAGAUGAUCACAAAAAGUAAGUAACCAGAAAGAACAUCCAAAACGAGAAAAGUGUGUACCCAGAGCUUAAAUGGUCUAUCGUCUCUUCACUUAGUUCUCCAUGCCAUGAAGGAGGACAGUGAGAAGGUGCCUACACUGCUAACUGACUACAUACUGACAGGUAAACACAACAAGCUCCAAAAUAUCCACUAAAACAGUCCAUUUAUCAUUCAUCAUACCAGAGCUGAAUUUUAUGAAUCGAUCAACACAUUCCUGGCUGAGAUUAGCUUUUAUACUACAGUGUAAUGUGCGUGGAAUAAUAAUGUGAUAAUAUGCCUUUUUUCUCAUUUUUGUGGUCGCUUUUUACCCCCAAUAUUGUUGUGUUUUUUCAGUGUUAAUAAUUUCAUCCAAAGUCCCUUACAACAACAGUUUAAUGUGCAAAAUUCAUGUUUUUUCUUUUAAUUGAUUCAAAUUUGUAUUUUUCAUUUCUUUGAUACAAUGGAAGUUGUCUGAGCUGUUUAACUGACAACAUUAAAUGACUAAACAGUUUCAGCAUUAUAUAUGUAGGCCAUCAGCUGACCUGCUUUCUCAUAACUGGUGUGGGCAUUGACCAUUGGAAAACUGAUCCCCUGACCCCGUAACAAUCACCUCACAAAAGGAAAAAUUUGACACUGUACUGAGAUUUCAUUUUUCCUCUCUGUAUCUUCUCUCCAGUCUUGUGUCCCACCUAAAGCUCCUUCAGGCUGGGGCCACAGAGUGACGGAAACUCCUCCUACCAUCCUACCACUCCCCCACCCCCUGCCUCCUGAGGCCCAAGCUGCAUGAUCUCCCUUCUUUUACCAUUAUCAACAUGGACCCUCACCAUCAACGUUAUUGUAUUCACCUCGACCUUUGACUACUGCCUUUUGCUGAGCUUUCCCGUUCCCUUCCUGCACAUUAAGCUCAGGCCAGAUGCAAAAUGGCUGCUGUCUGAAUUGUAAAGCCAGAUGGCCAAUCCUGCUUUUCAAGGACUUCACUAUUCUGAUACAGGGAUACAACCUUAUCACCGCUUUAUUUCCUUUAUUUUGUUACUUUUCUUAGUUUCUUUGGUCUAAUCUCAAUGUUGCUAUGUUUAACUUGUUUUUUUUGUUUUUUUUUCCACUGAAGUCUUUACCUCCAGGUUCUGAUCACGUUUUUCAUCAAAGACUACACUGUUAAAUCAAUAAGGACUCACCUGUGAUCAUAUCUGCGUAAAGGUUUAGAUCAUCUGAAUACAAAAGCCAUGCACCUUUCCUGCCAACUUAGUACUGUAGCUUCAUGAGGAUGAGAGGGGACACAAAAGUAUUACGGGUGCAGUACAGCGCUUUACUAUGCUCUUUCUCUUCUUUGUCUUUAUGUUGUCACUGUGGAAAACUUCAGUGCUUUUUUUACUUUCUUUGAAAUUAUUUUUUAAUUUAUAUCUGAAUAUUUGGUAUGACCUUUGUUGCUGAUUUUCUACUUUCAUUUAAAGUGUAAUCAGAGGGGCUGUUUUGAGUGCAGUCCACCCUGUUCAGCCUUCUGGAGGUGUUUCACUGAGUGUUAUUCAAAUAUACAAACCCCCCUCCAAUGAGAUGAGCUCAUGUCAAUAAAGGCAUGCAUAUUAGCAUAUUUAUGGUUUCUUUGCACCAUGUAGGUAAAUGUUACAUCACUAAUCGCAAAUUCUAAUAAACAUUCGGCCCUGAUGUUGA
Xyrichtys novacula (pearly razorfish) is the source of this 80582-nucleotide messenger RNA. The record is from the annotation of a GenBank genome assembly. Lineage: Eukaryota; Metazoa; Chordata; Actinopteri; Labriformes; Labridae.